AGAUGAUCUUUUGUUCCUCAGCUGUUGGAAGCCUCCAAAACUGAGAGGUUUCCUCCUCCCAGCAGAGAUUCCAGAAGCCUCUGGAAGUCCUGCCUUCUUGAAAUGGAUGGGAGGAGUCAGCCAUCAAAGGAUGUUCUCCUUUCCAUGACAAGAAAGAGCCCUCAUAAGUAAGUCCAAUAAUUAUUUCCAUUAUCUUCUGAUGACUUUUAUCUUCUCAACUUCAUUUUGUCUUGCUUACUAUUUGGUUGCUAAAAGUAGAACUGAUGAAGCAGAAAGUAUAAGUUUCCCCCCCCUGGGGAAACCUUAUGUACAUAACCUUAUGUAGCAAUGCUUUAGCAUAACUGUUAUUUGUAAUCAAUUUUUUUUUAAAUUGAAUUCUCUGUUUUUUCACAUUCUUAAGUUCUUUUAUUUUGUACCUUCAAAAAGAAACAACCAUUACAGAAUGAUUUGGUUACAUAACAUAUAGUGGUCUAAGAGCUUAAUUGUGAAAGAAAAUUAAAAAAAUAUUUAGAAUAGUAUUCACUUUCCCCCUAGAUGUAUAGAAAAUAAUUUCUAAAUGUAGUUAUUAUCAAACUCAGCUUCUGUUCAAUUCAAAACAUACUUUGUAUCCUUGUUUCACAUCUACCAUUCUCACAGUUGCUCCUCACGACUGUAUUAAUUUAUUAUCUAAACAAAUCUUUAACCCCUCUGUAUUUUUCCUGCUGUUUUGCAUUCUUUUCGGCUUUAGCCUUUUCUGCAAACUUGCUGCUCUUGUUAGACAUAGGAUUUCACUUUUUGGUAAGUUAAGAAAGAUUUUCAUUAAGUUAUCAUCGCAAGUUGUCUGGGAUAUUUCUGGGUUGAUGAGAAAUUGCUGACUGCUUUUUAGCUAGUAAUCAUGAAAAUGAUUUAUUUAUUUUUAAGAUAAAGUAUCCCUGAACUGUCCCUUUGUAGUGUCCUUUCAAUCUCUCCUACUGUCAUACCCUGGGACAAUUCUGUAAAAUUGUUUACGAGUCCCAUUUCCUGCUUCUGUAUCAACAUACAUCUGCUUUGUUUUCUGACUAUGGUAUUAUCAAUAAUAUAUUUAAGCAAAUGCAGAAGAACAUGAUAAUAUCAUGCAAAGUACUAGAUACUAUUGGAAGAGAAAUUUUAGUAUGUUGUGGAGGAGCCAUCGUAGCAUCUUGCUAAGUACAGGAUACUAUCCUUGCACAAACUGCGCAGAAACUUGAUAAUUUGCAGAGCAAUGCUAUGGGUGGUGGUGAGUUUCUUUGGUGGAGCUCCCACUAUUACCUAAACCCUUUUGGCUUCAACUCAGAUACAUUUUUUAUGUUUUUUCAGCCAGGAGCUAAGACUAUGUCCUCCUCAUGAGUGAGGUCCUUACUCACAAGUGUGAAGGGAGGGAGUGGAGGGAAAUAUGGGAGAGCCACUUAAAAGAGGCUGAAGAAGGGAAAUGCCAAGGAAGAAAGACUUCUGAAGCUUCUCUUUGAGACAAUCGUAGCUCAAAGCUGAGAAGGAGCAUGGGCGAGAUCCAGCUCCCUUCUACUGAGGCAUUAGACCACAGAUUGGAGCCUUAAAGGUGCAAGGCACAGAUGCACAUUCUGCACAUCUUCUAAUCUUUUGGAUUUUUGGUUCCCCUGAACACUCUAGAUAUUUUCUGAUUGGCAGUUCUCUAAUCAAAGAAAUCCAAGUAAAUUAUGAAUGGGGGGGAAAUAUAUAUAAAAGGCAAGUAGAAAGGGCAGUCUACAUGCUUUCCAUUAAUCUGAUAAGAAGAAAAAUUAACAAAGAUUCCAACUUUUGUUAAAAGAAUAAUAUAUUAGAUUUCCCCAGCAUAAGUAUGUUUAAUAAAUGUAUUAAUUUUUAUUUUACCUUUUUAAAAGAAUUUAAAAGAGCAACACAUUUCCCCAUUCAUUUUGAAUAGGUAGUGAUGCUGCUACAAUGGUUAGCUGCCUACACAUCUUAGCUCAGACACUAGACACAAGGUAAGUUUACUCCUUUUAUCAAUCUUAUUUGUGAACACUAUUUCACCCACCCAAAGAAUUUUUUCCAAAAAUAUUCCCCCCCCCCCAAAAAAAAUGAAUUAUUGGAACCAAAUUAUUUACUUCCCAGCAGAACAUUUUUCUUGAAAGCUAUGUAGUAACAUAUGCCCUAUACUGUUCAAUUUAGGCUGUAAUCCUAUACAUAUUGGAAAGUAUGCUCACUGAAUUUGAGGAGACUUACUUCUGAGUAGACUUCUGAGUAGACAUCUGUAGAUUGUAUGGUCAGGAGGUUUAGUUGAAAACAAGGUUUAAAGGUGGUGAAUUUUGCAAUACUUAAAAUUCAUCAUUAAAACUUAAGACUUGGGUGCUGUUUUCAUUUCCCAUAGAGGUAAAUUUCAAAAGCAAAAGUAGACAACGAUUAAAAAUAUGGUUUAAAAAAUUCAGUUUUUAAAAGUAGUUCACUUCAGCUUUACUAAUCUAUCCUUUUUAGCAAUUGCAAUCUAAGCAGGAGUGUGUCCUCUAUUUCCCAACCAGCACCCCUAGGUGGCAUCUGAGUCUGAGAAAGAAUCUGCAAAUGUAUACUGAGCAAUAACUGAGAAGCAGAGGAAAGCCUCUUUUCCUGAUACAUGUGUAAUGUUGGUAUCUCUGUGCAGAAGCCUGCUAGAAGUAAGUCUCAUUUCAUAGCACUAGGGUAAAUCAUCUCACCAUUAUAGGACUUGGUGCAAGUGCACUAAAAUUAGCUUCCUCGCCAUAAUUUCCCACAUAGUUUCUUAGUGUGCUUAGUAAGAACUGUUGAAUAGCCAUGUAAUUACUGGUAUAUGUCUGGUCAAUGUAGACACCAAUAUCUCAAAGAAACAGACAUGAAUUGAGGAAGUCUAGAUUUGCUAUGGAAAAUUAUAGGCAUUUGAUUUCUAAGUGACGUUCUAUAAAUUGUCCUGUAGAACCGUCAUGAAAUCAGGUUCAGAGCUGGUUAAAGCAGGACUGCGUGCCUUCUUUGAAAAUGCAGCUGAAGAUCUGGAGAAGACAUCAGAAAAUCUUAAACUUGGAAAAUUUACCCAUUCCCGUACACAGAUUAAAGGGGUCUCACAGAAUAUCAACUAUACAACAGUGGCAUUGUUGCCUGUUCUAACAUCAAUUUUUGAACAUGUUGCUCAGCAUCAUUUUGGCACCGAUUUGCUAUGUAAGUCUUCUCAGUUUUAUCUUUGAUUUUCAGAUAUUGUUUCAGUUGUAACUAGGAAUGGAUGAGGAUUCCACUGCUCAUUCCAAAAUGGGCCAAGCCUUUGCAUUCAACUGAAGCUGAAACCAUGUUUGCUCUUUUAGAAGUGUGCAUUUAACUUACUGUUUUAUUUACUCUAAUAUACUAUGAGCUAUGGCAAAAUCUGAAAUUAGUUGCAUUAUAUUUUCAUUUUUAAUACAUAGAUUCAAUGGAAACUGUAUGGCAGCUAAUAUGCUUCCAGCCUCAUGUAUUAAUAAAUUUUGAGCCCUUUGUAAUGAAUACAGUGGUACCUCAGGUUAAGAACUUAAUUUGUUCUGGAGGUCUGUUCUUAACCUGAAACUUUUCUUAACCUGAUGCACCACUUUAGCUAAUGGGGCCUCCUGCUGCCGCUGUGCCGCCAGAGCACGAUUUCUGUUCUCAUCCCGAAGCAAAGUUCUUAACCCAAGGUACUAUUUCUGGGUUAGCGGAGUCUGUAACCUGAAGCGUAUGUAACCUGAGGUACCACUACAGGGAUUUUUUUUCAUUCAGGGAUAAAUUAACAGUAGCCUCCUGAAUGUUACUAGAUUUUAAUUCUAAGUGGUCAGUACAUCCAUUUUAUUUAUGGAGGAUUGUCACAUCUUGUCUGAGAGGUCUCCUGCAGCAGAAAUUCAAGUGAUGCAGCUUGUCCCAGAAUAGGAUGCAGCAAAGGAUGGGAAGUUUGCCUGUUGAAGCUUUGCCUGUUAUUCAGUUGCUAAAAACAGAGGAAAAAGUUGCCAACCCCAUUAAGUACUUUUCCUAGGCAAAGGGUCUUACAUCAAUGCUGGGCUGAAAUACACCAGGCAUUGGUGGAGACUGAUAUCCUAUCUUCUGUGUGGUUCACAGGGGCCAUGACUGUUUGAAGUUAAUUAAAAUACUCCCACUGAUCCAAAAGUCUUUUACAUCAGGUUCAUAGGGACUGUGUGGGAUGAGAGAGAGAGAGAGAGAGAGAUGGGCCUUGUGAUUAAUUAAGACAGCAGUCCAAUUUUAGAAUUUUGUUAAGUCCAGGAACAUAUUGGAUGGCAUGUCUUCCAUGAAUCCUAGAGUCUUUGAUUCAGCGCAGGCCUCCAUUCAUGGAAGGAAGGGAAGAAAUUUUUAUCAGUUAUCUUUCCCAUCUACAACCUUCUGUUCCAGCAAGCCCCCUAAUCCUAAGGGGCAAGUUUUCAGUGGGAUGCAGGGAAAAGAGCAAAUCAGUGAAAACCACCUUCCCCUUCUGUGAGGAGAAAACAGAAACAUUCUUCCUGUGAGUGGAAUUCUGACUACAUGACCUUUGUAUCCAGCCCAAAUGGCUGCAUUGGUAUAAUCAUAUCAUUGUAGAGCAGGAAGGGACCUCAAGUGCUGGCAAUUCAGAAAUCUCAACUAAAGCAUCCCUGACAGAUGGCCACCCAACCUUUGCUUAAAAACCUCUAAGGAAGGAGAGUCCACCACCACAAUUUUAUUUAGAAAAUUAUAUAAAAUUGAAUAAAGCAUUAGUAGAGUACUAUAUACAACAAUUGGCUGUUGUUUGGGUAAACUGUAUAAAGAGGUCAAAACAUUCAAUUUAAAACUAUGACGUAGCUGAACAUAAGUGUUUUCUUUUCUUUUCUUUCCCCCAGUAGGUGAUGUCCAAGUCUCAUGCUACAGAAUUCUUUGUAGCCUGUACUCUCUUGGAACUGGAAAGAACAUUUAUGUUGAAAGGUACUUAACAGGAAAAAAAAGCUGAAUACACUAUGAAAAGUUGCUCUAAGCAUAUUGCUGAGUUAAGAGUGAUUGUGCCUCUGUAAAGCACACCAGUAACCUUUGGUAGCUGAAGCAUUUCCUUACAAGCAAGCUAAACAAUACCUUGUAUUCUCCACUGGGCAUUAGGACACUUCCAAGUGGGACUGUGUUUGUCCUACUGCUCGAAGGCAGGAAAUUUGGUUGCUGCAAAGGUAGUUGGUGUGUCCACCUCCCUUCGAACAUUAGCUCACUUUCUUGUAUUCAGAAUGUAUUGGGAAAGGCUUCUAGAAGGCAGCCUUGAGGCCUGCAGUUCUCACCAUACCCCCUUCUACACUUCAGCCACACCCACUUUUACAUGCUCCUCCCCAUCCCAGGUUGUCCAUGGGUCAAUGAAGCCUUUGGCUGGAUAGCCACUCCUGGCUCACUGGAAGCCAGAAAUGUUUCGGUGAAAUGUUGCUCUAGAGUGUUUCAGAACACCAGUGUGUCUGCAAUUUUUUAAAUAUCAGUUGUGAAAAACUGAAGGGGGUGGCAUACAAAUCCAGACAAAAUAAAUGGUGGCAGAAAUGAGACAGGUAGAACAGCUUGCCAGUAUUAGCUUGCAAGCGGAAAUUCACACAAUUGUGGUGGUCACAGGACUCCCUCCUACAUAUUGAGUACAUUGGUGACUGUCAGGGAAGAGAAUGUAGUGGUAGACCACCCUUGCUUGCCUGGCUCCAACUGUGGGCCACGUGGGGAACAGGCCACUUGCCAAUCACUUGGCAGGGCCUACCAAGAGCUGGGACCAAACAUGGUGUGUAAACAAGUGCUGCCAUGCCUUCAGCUCCCACAUGGCUGCCUGUUAAAUGUGCUUGGAAAUGCUCUAAAGCCUUAAACGUACCAGUAUUGCCUGCCUGUAAGUCAGGGCUGGCCCACCCAUGAGGCAAGGUGAAGCGGCCACCUCAGGAGGCAGCAGAUCUGACCUCCACAGAAUGCAUUGUCCACUGCUGCUUCCACCGCAGCGGCAGCAAUGGCUGCAGUACAUUCUUUGGAGGCCAGAUCCGCCUCCUCCUUGGAAGCAUCCCUAGUGCUGGCUUUAUAAUGGCCUCUUGACAAGUAGGAGGCACAGCUGGUUUCCUUCCUCCAGGAGAAAAUGGCAGGGGCUGGCAUGUAGGGUCUCCUGGAUUCUGCACCCGCCCAGUGUGAUUCAGAGCAGGGUUAUUUCCCCCUUGUGACGGCCUUUGAUUCCCACUUUAACCAUUGGGUAAGGUACGUGGGUGGCGCUGUGGGUAAACCACAGAGCCUAGGACUUGCCAAUCAGAAGGUCGGCGGUUCGAAUCCGUGCAAUUGAGAUAGAAAGGUUUUGGGGUUUUUUAAACUGCUUAGGUUUUCUCUUUCCCCUCCUCAGUUUGAGAAGCCCCACAUGCAAUGAAAGAGAUCAUAUUAUGAGAUAAUUAUUUGCAAGGCCAUCUAUUAUUAUCAUCUCUCUCCCCUGCAUCGUAACUGCUUAAUGAGGUUCCUUCCUAGAUGUUCUGAACAUUUUACUUUUUGUAAAGCAACUUAUAAGUGCAGUUAAAACUUUUUUUAAAAAUAGCCUUCUGCAUUAACUGCUGAUGUUAAGGAAUUAUUUCCGUAAGGGUUUUUUCCCCAAUUCUGAGUUGAUUUCACAUUCUGGUUAAAUUGGCUGACAUUAUCCUCAAGUGAUUAAAAUAUUUUAAAGGGACUACUCAAUUUGAGAUUUUCUGACCCUCAACAGUGUAAGAUUGUGAUCAUCAAAAUUAUACUGCUGAAAUGUAGAAAGCUUUGACUAACUAGGAGGGGAUUUUUGAGUGUGGAAAGACUAUGCUCUAUCCAGCUCUGGUACUGAAUUUCUGGGCCAAUAAUUCUUUAAUCACUAUUUUAAAACAACAAAGUGUGUUGUUGUGGCAUACUAAAGACCAACGAUUUUGUUAUGACAGAAGUUAUCAUGGAGUCAAGUCCACUUUUCAGAUACAUGAAAUCUUGGUUUACAGGUAUAUAAAGGAGAAAAUUAUAAUGUGGGAGUCCAGUGGCAAUGAGUUUCAAAAAGGUGGUGACUGAUCAUGAUAGAUUAAAUCUAUGUUCAAUGUGCACACCUUUUGCAGUAGCCGGUUAGUGAUAAUUGGUGGGGAUAAAAGGGAUGGGUAAGUUUUGUGGAGGAAAGGGAAGGGCCAAUGGGACCUAUUGAUACUGCAUCCAAGGGCAUCCAUUAGCUUGAAGCCAGCCCUGCACCCUUGACCUCACGCCCGUCUAUUUUCUGUGGUAAUCAGUACAAACAAAAUAUCAAUCCAUAAUAAUGAAUCCAGUUUCCUCCCCUUGCCACCAGAUUUCAAAUCAAAUAAUAUACAAUUGGUUUAUUAAUUUGAUCAAAAGAAAUCAAUCUAUUCAUUCCAAAAGGUUACUACUAGUAUUGAAUACUGUAAGGUACAGAAACCUGCCUGUGCCAACUAAGAUUAUGACUUGAAAUUUGGUCCCUGAGAGUGUGGCUUCAUCUAUUGCUCAAGGGAAACAAUUUCUUCGACUGUUACUUUUGAUUCUCCACAAGAUGUGGUUGAACAUGACAUUGCCUUCCAGAUUUAAAUAUACUUGCUACCCAAUUAGACUAUCUAAUUUGGAAACAUUUUUGAUAGGGAAGGACUGUUAAGAAAACAUUGCAAACCGAAACUUGCUACUGGUAGAAUAAAUGUAAUGUGUGAAUUGGAUUUGAAAAUAGUUACUUCAGAUAUAUUGUGGGGUUGGUUUUUUACUUCAGAUGUAUUGUGAAAGAACUGAUAGUGUUCUUUUGUUUACAGACAACGUCCGGCUCUUGGUGAGUGCUUAGCGUCUCUUGCAGCUGCCAUUCCAGUAGCCUUUCUUGAACCUUCUCUCAAUCUUUACAAUCCCCUGUCUGUCUUCAACACAAAAACUGCAAGAGAGAGAGCUAGUAAGUACAGUACUCUGUAAUUGAUUUUAGAGUGUGUGCUGUUAUUGCUUUAAACUGUUUUGUGUAAUUGUUUGUUUUUAAUUGUUUUUAAUUUGCAAUUGUUUCAUAUGUUUUUUAUUAUAUUGCUUCAAGGUACAAUUGGUGAUUCAUAAAUGAAAUAAUAAUAACAUUAAAACCUUUUUCAAUUGUUUCAUGCCUAUUUAAUCUACUUUCACAGAUUGCAGUAAACUUAAAACCAUCUUUAAAGGAUCAUGCUCAUCUUUUGUUCAACUGUACUUUAGUUGCUAACAUGUUACUGUUUUUCUGGCACAUAAUAUUUUGGCAGCACAAUCAUUUAUGCCGCAACAUCCUGCUUUGUGUAGAUUUUUUAAAUGGCAUAGCAUUCAGUCAUGUGACUCCACAAUAAUCAGAAGUAGUACACAUUGUAAACACAGGUUUACUACAUUAUCUGAUUGUGAGAGCUAGGCCCAAAGUGUUAUGGAAUUAAUAAAAAGCUCCAUGUAAAGCAUGGAACCAAACAAAAAACCAUUGCUGUUGAACAGUAGAGGGAACUAAUGAAUCAUGUUUGUAUCCAUGCACAAUCUGUCAGAGUUACAGUGGAAGUAAAAUGAUUUAAAUUGUGCUUUAGCUGUUUUAAGCAUUAAGUAUGUUAACCACCCCAAAAUUAUUGUUAUGUGUCAUAAUAUGAAGUUUUAGGCAUGCCUGAAACCGUAGAAGAAAUGUGUCCAGAAAUCCCUCACUUGGAUGGCUUAAUGAAAGAAAUAAACAGCUUGGCAGAAUCUGGAGCCAGAUAUACUGAAAUGCCACACGUGAUUGAGGUGAUCUUGCCCAUGUUAUGCAACUAUCUAUCAUACUGGUGGGAAAGGGGGCCUGAAAAUGCUGAAAGUACUGGCCCCUGCUGCACAAUGGUAACUUCUGAGCAUCUCAGCAUAAUACUGGGGAACAUUUUGAAGAUCAUCAACAAUAACCUGGGGAUAGAUGAGGCAACUUGGAUGAAGCGAAUAGCAGGUACCUCGUGGCAAAUUUCAUUUAAACAACUGAUUACUAGAGCUGUUUUAUUUGUCAGCACCAACAAAACAUUAAUUCUCCAAUAGUUGUACUUUCUUUACGAAAGCUUUCUCUCACAGUCACAUUUACAUUUUAGAAUCAAUGUCUUUUAUUAAAUUAGUUAAAUGGUAAAAUCUAAGUAAAAUCUAAAUAAUAUAUGCUUGGUUCAAAAAUUGGGGGUCCUGCAUUCCUGAACAAGUACCUGGUAUCAUUAUGUGUUUGGAAAUAACUUUUAAUAUCUGUAGAGCUAGGAGAAAAUACUAUCCAUUAAUUAAGUGCAUGUAAGUCUCCCUGAAAACUCUUAUGGCACAGACCUGUCCUGUUUUUAAAGCUACAAAAUGGAUGGAUACAUAUAUGAAGAGUUCUCAUGGUUUUCAUUUGAUUGCAUCAGAUGUGGUCCACAGCAGUCAGGAAAAUAUUUUCUCCGGGUUUCUCCGUCCUCCACCAGUCGCGGACUGUGGGCCGGGGGGGGUGGCAUUAUUAAUCCGGGAAGAUUGUUCUUUCAGGGCUCUACCAUCACCAUUGAUCCCUGGCAUUGAAUGUGUUGGCCUAGUGUGGGGCUCCGAGGUGAGCUUGGCUGUCUGGCUGGUGUACCGGCCACCUAGCGCACCAGCAGCCACCCUGUUAGGCCUGCUGGAGGCGGUGGCCGGCUGGGCCUUGGAGUUCCCUAACCUAUUGGUAUUGGGGGACUUCAACAUCCAUGGGGAUGCCACUCCCUCCUCACAGGCUCUGGAUCUGGUGUCUUCCAUGGCGACACUAGGGCUCUCCCAGUUUGUUUCGGGCCCCACACAUCAAGCAGGCCACACGCUGGAUUUGAUCUUUGGCGUCGGUAUAGAUGUGAUCAUGUUUCCUUCGAUGAAGGUGCCAUGGUCUGAUCACUACGCUCUGAAAGCCAGGAUUGACGUUCCACCCCCACCCUGCUUAGGUUGUGAGCCGAUUUGGGCUCGCCCGCAGAGGCUGAUGGACCCUGAUAGAUUCCGUCAAGCCUUGCGGGACCUUUCUCCCCCUGGCGACUCAUUGACUGAGCUUGUUGAGGGCUGGAAUACCCAGCUCCUGGCAGCCAUCAAUGAGAUCGCACCUAAGCGCCCUCUGCGACCCCGCAGAAACCGGGCUCCCUGGUUUACCAAGGAGCUCCAGAAAAUGAAGUGGGACCUCAGACGGCUAGAGCGAGUAUGGCGGGGUGCCCGUGAUGGAGCUUCAAGAACAUGUUAUAGGGUUUUUAUGAAAACCUACGAGAUGGCAGUGAAAGCCGCUAAGAAGUCCUACUUCUCGGCCUCCAUUGCAUCCGCUAGCUCUCGCCCGGCGCAAUUAUUUAGUAUAAUUCGGUCUUUAACGUCCCUUGAAGGACAGCCAAAUUUAAAUAACAAUUUGACACACAGCUGUGAGGCAUUUGCGAGCUUUUUGCGGAGAAGGUCCUGUUGCUCCGCCAUGACCUCCCUGCCAAUUUGGAUACAAUAAAGGAACUGGAGGCCCCUCGACUGUCCUCGGGUCCAGUAUUGGACCACUUUGACCGGAUAUCCCCAGCUGAUGUGGACAGACUCCUCCGAGCUGGAAAGCCCACCACUUGUCCUCUCGACCCGUGCCCAUCUUGGCUGAUUACAGCAUGUCCAGACGAGGUGCGGGCCCCCCUGGGGGAUAUCAUCAAUUUGUCCCUUGGCACCGGGACAUUCCCAGGGGAACUAAAGGAGGCAGUGGUGCGCCCGCUCUUAAAGAAAACAUCAUUAGAUCCCUUAGAUCUAUCCAAUUACCGCCCGGUUUCGAAUCUUCCAUUCCUGGGUAAGGUGAUUGAGAGAGCGGUUGCUGAACAGCUUGGUAGGUUUCUGGAUGAAACAUCGGCUCUGGAUCCAUUCCAGUCCGGCUUCCGCGCUGGUCAUGGGACCGAGACGGGUCUGGUCACCCUAACAGACGAUCUCCCCAGGCAGGUGGAUCGAGGUGGGUUGGGGCUGCUGAUUCUUCUAGACCUGUCAGCAGCCUUCGACAUGGUCGACCACGAACUCCUGGACCACCGCCUUGCCGACGUGGGGAUCCAGCGCACAGUCCUUCAAUGGCUGCGCUCGUUUCUCUCUGGUCGGGGACAGGGGGUGGUGCUUGGGGGGGAAUUGUCAUCGCGCCACUCCUUGGUGUGUGGAGUGCCCCAGGGUGCGAUACUCUCCCCAAUGCUUUUUAACAUCUUUAUGCGCCCCCUCGCCCAGCUUGUCCGGAGUUUUGGGCUGGGCUGCCAUCAGUAUGCUGAUGACACCCAACUCUAUCUGUUGAUGGAUGGCCAUCCUGACUCGGCCCCAGACACACUGAUCAGAUGCUUGGAAGCUGUGGCUGGAUGGUUACAUGGGAGCCGGUUGAAGUUAAAUCCUUCGAAGACAGAGGUCCUCUGGCUGGGACGGGACGAUAUGGGAUUGAGGGGGCAACUCCCAUCUCUUGCGGGGUGCAAUUAGUGCCAGAACCGUCCGUUAAGAGUUUGGGUGUAAUCUUCGAUACCUCCCUCUCCAUGGAGGCGCAGAUUGCAGCUAUAACAAAGGCGGCAUUUUUUCAUCUCCGCCAAGCUAAGCAGUUGGCUCCUUACCUCUCUUGCCCUGACCUAGCCACUGUGAUCCACGCGACGGUCACCUCCAGACUGGAUUAUUGUAACUCGCUCUACGUGGGGCUGCCGUUGAGACUGACCCAGAAACUCCAGCGGGUGCAGAAUGCCGCGGCGAGACUCCUUAUGGGGUCUUCGCUGCGAGAUCACAUUCAUCCGGUGCUAUACCAGCUGCACUGGCUUCCGGUGGAGUACAGGAUCAGGUUUAAGGUGCUGGUUUUAACCUUCAAAGCCCUAUACGGCCUAGGACCCUCGUACCUAUGGGACCGCCUCUCCUGGUAUGCCCCACAGAGGAACUUACGGUCUUCAAAUAAAAACAUCUUGAAGGUCCCAGGCCACAGAGAGGUUAGGCUGGCCUCAACUAGAGCCAGGGCUUUUUCGGCUGUGGCUCCGAUCUGGUGUCACAAGAGACAAGGGCCCUGCAGGACUUGACAUCUUUCCGCAGGGCCUGCAAGACAGAGCUGUUCCACCAGGCCUUUGGUCAGGGCACAGCCUGACCCCCUCCUCUGGCAAUCUUUACAGAACUUUAGUAUGGUUGCCAUCAAUUUUGGUUUUAAUUAAUUUUUAUAAUGUCUUUAGAAUGUUGCACUAUUUUAGUGUUGUUAGCCGCCCUGAGCCCAGCUUCGGCUGGGGAGGGCGGGAUAUAAAUAAAAUUUAUUAUUAUUAUUAUUAUUAUUAUUAUUAUUAUUAUUAUUAUUAUCUUUUAUUGAGACAAAGGCCUAGUUUAGUUGUAGUGUUACCAUUUUUUUAUUUUACAUUUUGUGGGUUCUCCAAAAGAAAACUCAGUGAACUAUCUUAAGAAGAAUGAACAACAAGUUGAUGCAGUCAGAGCCCGGUGCUCAGAAAUGCAGAUGUUGUAUGUUGCUGGCAUGGUGGAGAAGAGCAGAAAAAGAGUGAGGAUAUAUAGCUACUCCCUCUUCCUGUCAGGGCACAGUGGGAGUGUUCUUGCAGAGUUCUCUCUAGCAAAUUUUACAAGAAGACUCUGUGAGCCUCAACCCCUAUCAUGUGACUAUCUAGCAAAUCAUGAAUUGUUGGUUUGACUGCAUUUAAAUAUCCAACAUUACAAUUGGUUACUUACAUGUGGCUUGGUUAAGCCACUUGAUAGUCUGAGUACACUGUUUCACAUAUACAACAUUUUUAAUGAAAGAACCCAAGAUCAGAUACAUAAAUACCCUGUCUUGAGGCAGGAUUACUAUACAUUUAUUAAACAUGUAUAAUGUUUGUGCUUAUUUAUUUAAGCAAAUUCUAUGCUGUUUUACAUAGCCAAAACAAAUCUCUAAGCAGUCUACAGCAUAUCUUAAAGCAGGCAUAGGCAAACUCAGCCUUCCAGAUGUUUGGGACUAUAACUCCCAUCAUCCCUAGCUAACAGGACCAGUGGUCGGAGAUGAUGGGAGUUGUAGUCCCAGAACAUCUGGAGUUUGCCUAUGCCUGUCUUAAACCAUCAAAUGCAAUAUUACAGUAUGUUGAGAUACCUGAAAUUUGGUGAAUGUCAACCUGCAGGUGUGACCACUGAUUAUCCCAGACAGAUUGUCUGGAUUUCUAAAAACUCAGAGAUACACAGGUGAAUGUCAUCAAAAUAUAAUGGUUAGAAUUGACACUUGCUGAUAAGUAGGGGAAAAAACUCGGCUGGAAUUGUCAACAUUCAUAUGUGUAUGUGAACAUUCAUCAAAUUCUUGAUAUCAAGUGUAACCUAAUAUAGAAGUAUUUCUGCCUGUAUACUUUCAGGUAAUACAUAAUCAGGCAGAUAUGACUUUAGACUUAGUUCAUAUAUAACAGUGAACCAUGGUUUAUUGUUAUGUUCACAAGUAGCAUGAGCCUUGGUCUUGUACAAUCCCUCACUAUCACAUGCAAGGGUAAGAGGUUUAACUCUCCUGUGUUUCAUUUGAAACAAACAAUGAUUUGCUGUUGCAUCCAAACUCACCCAACUGUGGUUUGUUCAAACCAGUUUGUUAACAUGCCAGGAUAUCAAACCAUUAUCAGUACAAACCACCAAUUGGUGAGUUCUGGGUGCAUACAAAAUUUCAGGUCAUUCCUAUACAGAGACAAGUUACAUUUCCUCCCAAGAGGAGUGGGGAGCACAUGAGCCCAAGAUUUAAGUCAGCCCGUGAAAAUUACAGGAAAACAUGGUUUGUUGUUGCAUUGUACUGACGUCUACAGUCACAGUGCUAUUAUGAAGCUAAACUAGAAUGAAUGCAUUUGUUACUUUUUACAGAGUAACAAAAUAUGUUUAAAUGUAUAUUGAUAGAAAUGUGUUUUGUAUAUAGUGUAUGCUCAGCCAAUCAUUAGCAAGGCCAGGCCGGAUCUGUUGAAAAGUCAUUUUAUCCCAACACUGGAGAAACUAAAGAAGAAAGCCAUAAAGAUAGUGAUGGAGGAAGAACAACUGAAAGCAGACAGUAAAACGGAUACCCAAGAAGCAGAACUCCUCAUUCUAGAUGAAUUUGCAGUUCUUUGCCGCGACCUUUAUGCUUUUUAUCCUAUGUUGAUCCGCUAUGUGGACAACAACAGGUAGGAGAAUCUGUAACUAAAGGGGAUGAAAUGGAUUUUUGUAUUUAUAUCCUGCACCUCAACAUAAAAUUUAUGUUCCUAAUUUUGCUAACAAUAAAACAAUAUAAAACUAAAAAUGGAAAACUACCUAAACGGUUAGUUUAGUUUAAAACAGCAACAGUCUAUUCAAAUAGAUAGUAAAACCAAAACUGCUCUCCUGCUCCUGCUCUAAAUUUUGUUAUGGACCACCCCAACCAAGCUCCACUGUGUGGUGUGAGAUUCUAGGGGUCUUGGCACUUAAUGAGGGUUGGUGUUUCCUUCAGAAAAGUUAGGCGCAGAGGAGACUGUAGUGUCUUUAAUAUAUAUGGUUUUGUUUAUGCAUAACUUGUGUCCCAAAGGUAAUCUGGUUUCUCUUCAGAUCGUAUAAAUCUUUUGUCUUUUACAAAAUAAAAAGGUCCCCCUAGACCCAGUUGAAAGGCAGUAGUUCCUAUCUAGGCCAUACAAUUCAAGGUCAUUUCAUGGAUCAGCAAACAGUGUUAACUAAUGCCAGCAUGUGGAAAGUUUGAUAGCUUUGACACCUGACACAAGGAAGAAUAGACUGCUUUCUUGAAAAAAUCAAUAAGGAAUAGAACAAAGUGAAUGUUUCUGACCUCAAGCUUCACUAAAUUUAGGUUAGGCAGGGAAAAGAACAUGUGAAUGAUUGCCUUAAUAUUAUCUUUAAUUCUGUGAAGUACCAGAAUAAAAAGAAGAAUUAAAUAUGUUAAAGAUAAAUGAGAGUAUAAAAAUGACACAGCCACAAAAACAGUUUAAUUAAGUCGUGUCUGCUCUCUGCUUCCUGAUACAGCUUACUUGUAACAUUUUUACAGUUCAGAAUAUUUUAGUGUUGUAAAAUUCUUAUGAAUGUCUAAAGGUAUUUAAAUGGAAGAAUCAGCAAUGCCCAUUAAAGUAUAAAAUCAUUUUCUGACUUGAAAGCUUGAAUCCAAAUGCUGCAUGGCAGUUUAGACAAUUCAUCAUCAACAAGCACACAUACAUAUUUAAAUACAGCACAAACUUUUUCUUAAGCCAUAUCUGUUUUAGAGACAGUGUAUAAUUCUAGGGGAAGAAACAUUCUAGACCACUUUAUGCAGUGGGCUGUAUGCCCUGGAAGAUUAUACCAAAAUGAAUGUGCAAAUCGUUAAGGUGGCCACAGGAUUUUCUAUCAGUUCUGUUACAAAGAAACCUACAGAUGUUCUUGCUACAAAGUAAAUCUAGUUGUAUCAGAUAGGGUGGUGGUUUUAUGAAAAUUGAAUACAGGCAAUGACUGAUUUAGGUGCAUCCAAGUGACAUGUGACCAUGCAUGUGCAGACAGUGCUGAACCUGGAAGUAGCCCCAAAAUGCCAUUAAGAUGUCACAAAAAGGGCCAGAACAGGGGCAGACUGGGCUUACACACACUCCACCGACACAUGCUGGCGUCCGGAACAUAACCCCCACACAAAAAGGAUUGCCUAUACUUUGAAUUGUGAUACAUGUCAUAAAUAAAUCCUAUUGGUUGAAUUGAACUUACUUUGGGGUUAAUGUGUAUAGGUUUGCAAAGGCUGCAAUACUCCACAGGCUGUGGAACCUCCAGAUGAUGCUGAAUUACAGCUCUCACCAUCCCUGGCCAUUGGCCAUGCUUGCUAGGGUUGAUGGGUGUUGUAAUUCAGCAAUGCCAGGAGUUCCAGCAGUUCCCCACACCUGCUCUACACACUUACUUGGAGGUAUGUGCCAUAGAACUGAGUGGGCAAUGGCCAGUUAAACAGUUCGGCUCACUCAAACACUUUAGCUGCACAAUGAAAUUUUCUCUCACGCUCCCAACGUGUCCAUCACUUGCUCUCUCAACCUGCUCUGGAGGAUUGGGUGAACUCCCAGAAUAUAUUUGUGGUGGGCAUCUGGGGAGAGGAAGUUCAGUUACAGAGAACUUAGGCUAGUGGUGCUUUUUACUUGGAUACUGCCCAAUGAGACUGCUGAGUAGAGAUGCCUAUUGAUGUAUUAGCCCAUCAAUAAAAGGGAGUAGUGAGCAUCUUCCCAACACCCAGAAACACACAGUUUUACACUGCAGUAUGGUGCUGCAGCGGGUGGCGCUGUGGGUUAAACCACAGAGCCUAGGGCCUGCCGAUCAGAAGGUCAGCGGUUCAAAUCCCCGCGACGGGGUGAGCUCCUGUUGCUCAGUCCCUGCUCCUGCCAACCUAGCAGUUUGAAAGCACGUCAAAGUGCAAGUAGAUAAGUAGGUACCGCUUCGGCGGGAAGGUAAACAGCGUUUCCAUGUGCUGCUCUGGUUCGCCAGAAGCGGCUUAGUCAUGCUGGCCACAUGACCCAGAAGCUGUACGCCAGCUCCCUUGGCCAAUAAAGCGAGAUGAGCACCGCAACCCCAGCGUCGGUCACGAUUGGACCUAAUGGUCAGGGGUCCCUUUACCUUUACCUAUGGUGCUGCUUUCAUACUUUUCAGAAACAAAGUGCAGGAAGAAGCAAUUGAAAGGGGAGUAGUAGGACUGGUAAUGUUCAGUAUAGAACGUGUUGAAAUAAUACUGUAGUCUAAUAAAUGUUUUUUUUUGUUUUUUGUUUAGAUCAAACUGGCUUAAGAAACCAGAUGCAGAUUCUGAUGAACUUUUCCGAAUGGUAGCUGAAGUCUUCAUUCUCUGGUGUAAAUCACAUGUAUGACAAAGAUUCAUUUUAUUUUUAUUGUUAUAAUACACAUAUUUAGAAAUGUUAUGCAUAUUUAGAAAUGUCACCGACCUGUUUCUCAGCAUUUAUGUAAACUGUGUUUUGGUAUUAUAUUUAUUUCAGAAUUUCAAGCGAGAAGAACAAAAUUUUGUUAUUCAGAAUGAAAUCAACAACUUGGCAUUUUUGACAGGAGACAGCAAGAGUAAGAUGUCAAAAGUAAGUCAGAAAGUAUUUAGAUUGGUCCAAGUGUAUCUGCUAAAUUAUUUGUACUUUGUAACAAUGACACAGACUGUCGCAAACUGCAUUUCUUUGCCGAUAUGUUUAGAAGUAGUUGCUUCUUAAUAUGAAGAUCAAUUGUAUUUACCAUAUAUUGUCAUGUAAAUUUUCUGACUAAAAGCCUUUUCCCCUUGAUGCACCCACAUGAUGGGGUGAAAGUUUACCAGAAAUGGAUCUGAAGUACUUCUUUUUACUUUAGCUCCUUCCCUUUCCACCCAGCUGGUCUUGGGAUUUUGAUUCUCCCUCCCCUGCCAUAUAUUUCUAUUGUACUAAUAUUGAGUUUUCAUCUCCUAUUGAUACAGCAGACAGUUUGCUUUUCACGGUAGUAAAAUAAUAUUACCUAAAACAUAAUACAUCGUGGGGAUAUCAAAAUUGUUAAGAUAUACCUGCUCAAUCUACACAUAGCCCAAAAUGUCACUAGAAAAACCUGUAUAAGAAUAUCUGUAUGGGACGAACUGGGGAUGCUAAAAUGUCUGAGGCUACAUCUGAGAAAGUCCACUCUUUCUGAGAUGAUCAUGGGUAUUUUUUUGGAAGGGGAUUGUAUUGCAUUUCAGUAGAGGAGCAGGGAAGGUCUAAACAAAAAGGCAUGGUAUCAAAUUAAUUAUCUGAAAAUGCAAAACAAAUGUUUUUAGCAUUUGUCGGUGUUAGAAAUAGUGUUAUAAAUUAAGUCACUUUAAUGCAUAUGUGCAGCUGAACACACUGAGAUUUGUGGCUCAUUCCUCAUUUCCAGUGUUCCUCUGCUGAAUCAAUGUGUGUGGAUUCAUUUUUUAAAAAUGCAUUGACUCAGUGAGGGGCACGAAAAUUCACCGUUCAGGUGAGACUCAACUAUCAAUUUGUCUCCCAAAGACGGGAUGUGGAUCAUAACACUGGAGCUGAUGUGUCUUUAGGAGGAGCUGUCCUUAUGUAGAUUUAUCACAUAGGGGUGGGGUGGGGGUACAUAUGGAGAAUGUAUAAUUGUGCAAAUCUAUUGUAGUGUAUGAGCACAAAUAAUUACUGCCUUAUCCACAAGUGACCCAUUCUUAUUCCAUACCUGAAGGACAUUUUCAGCUGUUCUAGUCUUCUUAGUCUCUGAAACAUACAUGCUAAAUGAUUUUAUACAUUAUAUGUAUCUGGUACUUUUUCAAGCACCCAAUGCUGUCUUGUUGAAAAUUAUUUUUUAAGUAUUUUAACCAGAUAUCGCACCACAGAAAACCAAGUGUAAUUAAGUACCAAGUACCUGUGGUUGAUUGUCAAAUGAAAUUUAUUAUAAAUAAUAAUACUUUUAAAUUUGGCUUUCUGCUAUUAAACCAGUUUCCUGUUGUUAAACCUUUCUUGUCAACAACCAUAUAUAUAUGAAUGACCAGAUUUUCUUUAAUUGUGUAAUUACUUCACUGUAACAGUAUUGAAGUAUCUUUGCGCAAUGGAAAAAAGCAGCCAUGAUAUGUUUGUUGCUUUCAGUAUGUCUGUCCCUAAGUAUUCAAGUUUUGAUUGGAAAAACUAUCCCUGGCCAGGACUUUAACAGUUGAUAACUGCUUAAAAAAUUGGGAUUUGAGACCAUUAUCAAUUGAAAUGCAAGAUGAAACAAUCCUAUUUUUUUUCUUGUUGAGCGUAGGCAUCAUUUCUAUGCCAAUUUCACAACCAAUCAGGGAAUCCUGAAAGUCAAGAUUAGGGACAAUUAUUACUGGAACUAAAUCUUCCUCCCUUUAAGAAGUUCUGUCAGUCUGGUUGUUGUUUGUCCCCUGUCUUUUCCCCAUUGAAAGUAAUCAUCCACUUUGUUUUUGGGGGCACAUUCAGAAUUGACUUAUGCAGACAAGAAUAGCUUGGGACCUUUGAAAGACUGCUUUCUCCUAUGUUAGCAAAUUGCCUUGGCAGGCAAUGUGUUUCACAUAUACAUGUUCUAGGAGUCCUGUGAAUUAAGAUCUUUAAGAUACUGGCAAUAGCACAUCUUGGCAGAUGUAACUUACACUCAUAUGGGUCUUAAAAAUUGAGAUGUUGUUUCUUGCACACACAAAGAGAAUCAAAAUCUACACAUUAUUAAUACUUCAGUAGGGAAUAGCUUAGCAACAAUACUUGUUGUGGCAGUGGGAAUAGCUCAACAACAAUAUGCCUUCUUUAGUUGAGAAGAUGAGCUAAUGGAGUCUAUCCAUGAAUAAACUAGCAUUUAUACAUGAAAGAGCAAACCCAAAGGCAUAAGAGGAAUUGGAAAGGCUGGAUGGGUUAAGCCAGGCAUAGGCAAACUCGGCCCUCCAGAUGUUUGGGGACUACAACUCCCAUGAUCUCUAGCUAACAGGACCAGUGGUCAGGGAUGAUGGGAAUUGUAGUCCCAAAACAUCUGGAGGGCCGAGUUUGCCUAUGCCUGGUUAAGCACUGCUUAGGAAGGCAUAGUUGGCUUCUUCCUCUCUGGGCUGACGUUGCAGACUAGGCCUCAGUCUUGUAUCACUGGGCAAGGAGGACCAGAAGGUGGCUUCUAAAACAGUCAUAGCACACAAAGGUAGGAAGCCAAAAUUGUUCUUAAAAACACAGUUACAGAGAGAGAGAGAGAGAGAGAGAGAGAGAGAAAGAGAGAGUUAGGAAGAUGGUAGGCAGGACAGAAGCAGGAGACACUGUUCUCAGCCUUGGUGGGCAAUGCCAAAGAGGUAGAACUGAGGGGCAUUGAAACUCCUGGGUCAAGCAAGGAAAACAGAAAAGGCAGCAGGCAAGAGAAAAAAUCUCUGCUUUGGCUAGCAAGAAUCUAGGGGGAGCAGGAAAAACAAUGGAGCCCUUAAAAGCACUGGCAGAGGGAGAGCAUGAAGCUCCGCCACUGCUUAAAAGGGCUUUUGGAAUAGGCAGACUAGAGAAAGUGUUGGAAUCAGCACCUGAGAUUGAGAAGCCUAAUGAGCUUCCAUGACUGCACAUGCUCAGGCUUUAGAAUCUUAAGGGUGGCAGAGGAGAAGAAGAGAAAGAGAAGCAUCGAUACCAAGCAUACAAAGCUGUAGGAUUGACCAGAUUUCAUCAUUAUCCUGCUUUGGAAGAAAAUGUUUGUAAGAAGGGGUAGCCUCUACCCAGCGGUGGAGCAUAUGCCCUCGCUACCAAGAGCGGGCGAGCUCCCGAGGAGGGCGUGGCACGGAGGGUGCCUUCCCCGGCACGGGAUAGCCACUCAGGUUCUCAGAGUGGUGUGUGUGCCCUGCAGCCGGGGGCGGAGCGAGCUGCCCCUGGUGGACAUUUGGCACAAUGCCCGCCAGCGACUCCCAAGCCUCCCCCAAGCUGUCAAAAUGAAGGGGGAACGGGGGAAGGCUUGGGAGUCGCAGGUGGGCGGCACGCCGAAUGUCACCCCCCUCAGUGAGGGCACCCGGGGCGGUCUGCCCCCCGCCCCACUUCCUAUGCCCCUGCCUCUACCCCAGGUUUUUGAAGAAGGGGGUUAAUACUGGCUGUUUCCUAUUGACUGAGCCAUGGGAAAUGUCCACUUUUGAGUGGUGCCUAAACAUCACAAAGAAGUCUCAAAGGUAAGGCACCCUCCAAAAUGCCAUAAAAUAACCAACUUUCCAGCCUUUAUUAUUCUUGAUAAUAUCCCAAAAGAAUGGCCAAAAAUGUAUAAUUCACUUUUCCUAUGUUACUCAAACUCCGUGUUGUGCUCACUGGCUAAAGAUGGUUAGCUGGGAAAUUAGAGUGCAUUAUGAAAAUUAAAAUUGUACAUAUGGUGUGUAAUACAUAAUAUAUGUAUCUGUUGAAAUAUGUUAUACCAACUUGACUAUUGUAUGCAGAAGAUACAAAACAUAAAUAUUACAGAUUUACAGCUGAAUGCUACUUUUUUAAAAAAAAAUGCAACUAUUUUGUUAACCUUUGUCAAACUGAAUUUAUUUAAAGCUGAGCAAGUUUUUUUAACUUUUUUCCUGAUAAUAUGGCAGCAGAUUGCUCGGAGGGGAAUGGUAAGUUAGUGAACAUUUAGUCUGAGAAAGAUGGGUUACUUGGGCUGUACUGUGAAAUAACAGAUUCUUAUCAAUAGGUUACUGAAACAGAUACGCCACUCCAUUAAUCUGUUAUUUUUUAACUUUGUGUAGGUGUUUUCAUGAAGGAGGCAUGCAGAUGUAAUUAUUUCUUACUGCAGUUUAUAUCACAUCUAUAUUUAUCUAAACAUGAUGCAGUAUUUACAUAUUCAUUUAUUUCAUCUAACAAACUUAAGAUACUGUUCAUAGGGUGAUUCACUUACCCCAGCCUUAAUUAAGAGAACUCAGGGUGAACACUUACACUUCAAGAGCAAAGCAGAAAUAUAUUCUAGUUCCACAGUCAAGGCAGAACUCUAUACAGGUAACUCACAACUUGUGUGCAUUCAGCUUUACAUGCUUGGUAAAUAAAAAUAAAAAUAAAAGGGGUGGAAAGUGGACGAACAUUUGGGAAACAAUACUUUGGCAAUCCCACCCACCCUGGAAACCAGUGUGUUUUAACAAUAUGCAAUUUUGGCUUCACAUGCUACCUCCGGAACAUAAGUUGAGAGUCGCCUGUAUAGAAAUGAUGGAUAUAGAACGUUUGUUUGACAGCCAGUGUGCAAACCCAGGGCGAAUGCAUAUCACAGUUCCAAAAUGCAGGGGAAAUACAAAAUUUGUUGUUCAUCACAGAAUUAAACUCUCAGGUUUUGUUUAGAAAAGCAUUGUCCUUAUCCAUUCAUGUAAUAGGCAAGUGAGGCCUAAUAACCAGUAGGUCAAGAUGUAGAAUCAUCAAAUUCUAGAGUUGGAAGGAUCCCUGAGGAUCUUCUGGUCCAAACCCUUCCAUGCAGGAAUAUACAGCUGUCCCUUGCAAGGAUCAAACCAGUAACCUUGACAUUAGCCACACCAUGCUCUGACCAGCCGACCUGGUCUAGCUGCAGUUGUGUGUCUCAUUAGAAGAAGAAGCUAGCCAGUUGUGCCAAUGUGUUUCUGUGUUACAUUAUACAAAAUAAGAAAAAUAAUCCAAUUUUGCUUAAUUUGCAUAAUUGAUUCAGUCAUAUAAUCCAACUUUUCUUGUUGUUGCAUCCUAAUAAUAUUUAGCAGCCCCAUGAAAAACUUGCCUACUCACAUUGAAUACAAAUUGGCAUCCAGAUGAUGCUAAAAUUAUCAAAUCAUUAUGUGCAGAUAGACGCACAAUUUAUUCAGUGUCAAAUACACGUCAAAGGCAAUAACUCUGAAUACAAGAGUUGCAUGUGAAAAGUAUGUUUGAAAUGCAGACUCAGAUUUUCAGGAUAUAUACAUUUAUAUUCCUUUAUAUUCCUCAGACAUGAGCAGACAAGAAGAAAUGUAUCUUGAAUUUUGAAUCCUACAAGUGAUUUGAAUGGCUUUAUAUAAUUAAAUCCAAAUUUAUAUACUGAGAGUCAUGCUACAUUUUUGGAAUAAGCAGAUUGAAGUCUGAUCUCUAAAUGACCAUAAUGUGGCAGCAGACAUGGGGGGGGGAGCAAAGUCAACCUGAAUUUAGCCUCUACGCACCUUUUCAUCCCUCCCAAACAGGUGUCCAAUUCUGACAAAACUGGUAGUAGUAAAUAUUAACUUGUUAUGGUAUAUGUGAUCUCAGCCCAUAACUUUAUGUACAACCACAUGUACUAGGUCAGGGAUCUAACAAAAGAAAAUAUUCACACAACACAUUUUCAUGCAGAAUCCAAAAUAGGAAUUGACUGUUUUAACUGAAUCAGAAGUGGGGUGUCUGGGUUUGAUAACUGGCACAAAAAUUGAAAGAACAAACCCCUUAUAAAUGUUACACUCUUUUUAGGCUAUCUAGCUUUAGCAUAUUUAAAUAUUUUGCAGAAAUGCUUUAAUGUCCCUCUAUCCUCCAAAUACAGUUUCCCUGAUUCAUUUUUCCAUGUAUUUCAAUACACUGUUUUUGAAUCAUGGACCCCAUUCCCUUACACAGCUUCGAGUAGCUUUCAAAUGUGCAAAUCAGAAACUUCAAAUAGAAAACAGUGUGUUAAGUUUCAGUAUUAAAGCAUCCUAGUAAAUGAAGAUUAUAAAGUUUAUAAGGAGUUUGCUCUUUAACUUUUACCUAUGUAAUCUUACCUACAUAGGUACAUGAGGAAGAGACUUUGAUUCUGAUCCUAUGCAUGUCUCCUUAGAAGUAAAUCCUACUUCAUUUGGUGGGAUUUGUGUCUCACUGCAGGCUUUGUGAAUUUGUGCAUGAGACCCGAUAAUGUUUUCAAAAUGUUUGUUGUUCAUUCAGUAAAAGGAUAGGAUUUUAGGGCAGAAGGAACUUUGGUAUUUCCAGGCUGGGGAAGGACUUUCAAACUCCAGACAUGGGGACCUUUCUACCUCCAGAUGUUGUUGGACUACUACUCCCAUCAUCUAUGUGCAUUGGCCAUUCUGUCUGAGGCUAAUGGGAGUUGGAGUCUCAUAACAUCUGGAGGGACACAGGUUCCCACCACUGCUUUAUCUUCAGAAUUCACAGCAAUUAACUUUAUUUAUCUAAGUUGUUAUUAGCUGACAGGGACGAACGAAUUACCUAAGGCAAGAAGCACCUGACAAAUUUCACAAGACGAAUCACCUAUUACAGUAUAUAACAGUGUAAAGAAUUAAAAUGUGACAGAACAGUUUUUAAAAGCAGCAAAUAUCUCUGUGCUCCAAAUAUGGCUUUGUAAAUUUUCUCCCAAUAUUGUGGUUUUAUACAGUGCCCCCCCCACUGCUAUCAGUUUCACACAUUAGUGUAUAGCUUUUAUAGGCUAAAGAAAUAAAGAUGCACUGAAGAAUAGAUCCAGAGGCAUUCAUAAUCCAGUUUUCAAGUACAGUUGUACCUUGGUUGUUGAACACUCCGGAACUCGGACGUUUUGGCUCCCGAACGCCGCAAACCCGGAAGUGAUUGUUCCGGUUUGCAAAUAUUCUUUUGGAACCCUAACGUCUCACGGGGCUUCGGCAGCUUCUGAUUGGCUGCAUGAUUUGGUUUUUGAAUGUUUUGGAAGUCGGAUUUCGUUCAACUUCCAAGGCACAACUGUAGUAGGCUCCACUACUUACUCCCCAAAUGAACAGACCCCGAUCCAAAAUGUUAGCUAAGCAAUGUGUGAGAGAGAAUCUCACUUAUUUCACGCUCAGGGUUUUUAAUGAACAUAAAAAAAUUAGAAAGAGCCCACAACGUAUUGCUAUAUAGUAAGAGCUGUGAGUGCUAUACUGUUGUCCUCUUUUUGACUUGUUCCUGUGUGAAGUGUACUGUUGUUGCUUAAUAUUAAUGGCUCCAGUUAAACAUAUAUGUAAUUAAGGUUGCAGGACUAUCAACACCAUUUUUCCAUGACCAUCUUUAGAUAAAUGUUUUUAAUUAUAAUAAAAGAGCAAAAUUAUUGACAUGACAUUAAUUGAAUGAAUGAAUGCAGUUAAUCUCUACAUUUUAAAGACAAGUGGUGUCUUUAGCUGUGCCAGUAUGGGCAUGGAUUGAAGGAGGAAAGGUGAUCUCAGUUAAAAUCCCUCCACUUCCCAGCUAUAUGAAUAAAAAUGAAAGCCAUUAAAGCAGGGGUCGGCAAGGCUUACCGGGCAUGGGCCAGAUCACUCCUGCGGAGAUCCUCCUUGGGCCAGACUGGCACAGCACAACGCCAGAAAUCGCGUCUGCGCAUGUCCGCGGUGCCAUAAAACACUUUUGUGCAUGCCCAGACACCAAAAAUUGCGCCUGUGCAGAUGCGAUUUCCAGCGUCUGGGCAUGCACAGAAGCAAUUUCCAGAGCUGCGGAAGAGAGUCCCUGUGCCGCAAGGCCGGUUUAGUGCAGCGCGCAGGGACUGGCCAAGCGGGCAGCUCAGUUCAGGGGCGGCUUGGGGGCCAGUUAAACGGCCUCCAUGGGCCACAGGUUGGGGACCCCUGCAUUAAAGGCUUCUCUCUUAAUGUAAAUAGCAGCUUUUGGAUGGGGGGGUUGUUGUCAGGGUAUGGUGAGAGGAGUUAAACCCCUUCCCUUCUCCUGCAGUUGUGAUACUGUGGACUCUUCCAUGGUUGCUAUUUACAUUUUUUAAAUGCACAUGUAAGUUGCAUUAAAGGGACGCUGGUGGCGCUGUGGGUUAAACCACAGAGCCUAGGACUUGCCGAUCAAAAGGUCGGAGGUUCGAAUCCCCACGACGGGGUGAGCUCCCGUUGCUCGGUCCCUGCUCCUGCCAACCUAGCAGUUCAAAAGCACGUCAAAGUGCAAGAAACGGCUUAGUCAUGCUGGCCACAUGACCCGGAAGCUGUACGUCGGCUCCCUCGGCCAAUAAAGCGAGAUGAGCGCCGCAACCCCAGAGUCGGCCACUACUGGACCUAAUGGUCAGGGGUCCCUUUGUUGUUGUUUAGUUGUUUAGUCGUGUCCGACUCUUCGUGACCCCAUGGACCAUAGCGCACCAGGCACUCCUGUCUUCCACUGCCUCCCGCAGUUUGAUCAGGGGUCCCUUUACCUUUACCUUUUAAGUUGCAUUAACAUCCUCUCUAGUUUGACCCUUAAUAACAGCAACUCAUUCUCAGGAGAUUUCCUUUUUCUUUUUAUACGACUGUAUUGUGCACAGUCCCUUCUCUUUGACACUCCUAGGGCACAAUUCAGUCAGAAUUAAGCACUUGUAACUCCCAUUUUUUUUAAGUAGAGGAUUUAAUUUAUUUUAAGAAAUGGGUAUCACACUUUAUAGGAUAAAAAUAAAUUUCAGUCAAAGUAGAAAAAGUUUAAAAAUACAGCAAACAAAUAUCCAGCAUUUAAAAGCAUUUUUUUGGGGGGGGGGGAUCCAGAGCACAGAUGUAGCAAAGAGAAAAAAGCCUAACUAGGAAUAAAAUUUAUACAUUCAGUCUAGCCUAAAGGCUACAUGGAAGAGCUGACUUUGGCCAGGUGGCUGAAACUGUCUAUCAGUCUGGUAGGUCUCUCCAGGGAAAGCAAGCAAAGUUUAGCAAGAGCUUGAAAUCCAUAGGACAAAAGUAUUUAACUUUAUCUUCUACUAGUUAAAAUAUAUUUGGGAAAAGUAGAUGUGAUUGUAGACCUCAGUCCUUAACUUCUAACUUUGAAUCGUGGCAUUUUAAAGUACCCAAGAAGGCCAAAAGGAGAGAAGGUCAAGAAAUAAUUGCAGAAUCAAACUUUCUGUAACCUGCACAAAGUUUCAUGUAACCUUAGUUUUCCAUGUUAAAGCAAAAGCACUUGGUUUGUUGCAUUUCUUGUGAAUAUUGUUUGUUAACAGAUACAAGGCUAAAAAAAUUGGUAAGUGUGUGUUGUCAAACAUUCAUUAGUAUUAAGUUCAAGUCAUAUUACUAAACAUCAAUAUUAAAAGAUUAUAAAGAUAGUAAAUGUAUUGUUGUUUAUGGUUUUCCUUUAUUCUAAACUGACUAAAACAGCAGUAUGGGGGUUUACAUAAUAUAUAUAGAAUAAAAUAUAUUGCCAUUGGUAAUCCUCAGUAUAUUCUUUAUUUUUAACCCUCAGUAAGCGUAAUAAUAGAAGAAAUUAAUCUAAUGCAGUAAUUCAUUCUUUUAUUAAGGAAGCACAUAAUGACACAUGGUAAUGGUUCAUUGUAAAUGCAAGGUAUUUUAGCUACUUUGUUGAAAAAAAGAAGAUAUUGUUUCUAAUUGACUUGUAAAAUUCCCAUCUUUUCAUCAAGUUUACUUACUUUUUUCCUUGUAUUUUUUCUUUCAUACAGGCCAUGCAAGUAAAGGUACAGGUCAAAGUGCAUGAUGUGUCUUUAUGUUUUAGUUUUAGAGAUGACCAGGCUCUCAGCAUUCUUUCCAUUGAUCACAGCAGUGGCGUCACAAAGGGAAGGUACAUGUUCUGCCCAAUAUAAAUCCUAUUGGAAAGUUAGGCAGAUUUUGCCAGAACAUCUGUUUUUAUACUCCUCUCCUACACACUUUUCUAUACAGGCCUGGGUAUUGAUUUCAUGGGGAAGAAAAUGGCCCAACAACAUCUCUCUUCUGCCUCUGUUACCAUCCUCAUUUUAUGUAAAUUAGUUUAGUAUCUUUAAUUGAAAAAGUGACUCAUUAAUGUAUUGGGAUUUUUAACAUUAGAAAUACUAAUAGACGUAGUAGUAGUAGUAAAUGUACUAUGCUUGUCAUUGCUAUGAUUGUCCAUUAAAAUAUCUAGAUUACUUUAUCAAAUUAUUCUUUCCCUCCUCUUUGCCCUCCUUCCCUGCAAUCAAGACUUACGGAUACAAAAUAAUUUUGGAUCACACUAAAAUCAGUGUACACAUCCCGUACCAAAUUUAUUUAAAAUUUCCCCACAACUUGGAAACAAUCAGGAAAAAUGUAGGAAUUAUGAAUUGUAUUUUACAACCUUUUACUGGGAGUAAACCCAUUGACAUGAAUGGUCUUGACUAAUUUAGGGCCAUUAAUUUUAGUGGGUCUACUCUAAGUAAGCUUAGUUGCAUACAAUCCGGGGGAAAGUUGACGAUGAUAUUGGUAAUAAUGAUGGCUCUGUGCUGGAUCUGCCCUGGCAAAACACAACAACUUGGGAACAACUAGGGAAAAGGUGGUCAUUAUCACCAUUGUCAUCAUGACGCCACGCAGUGGGCUCUUUCCUCCAAAAAACAACAACCACCAACCACAACUUUGGAACAAUCCUGCUGUAGGACAUGCAGCCGAAACACAAAAAAAAGGGGUUGUCAUAUCCUCUUUCCACCCCCAUGUUUAAUUGAGGAUGCUCUCAAACAGAUGCCUGCUUUUUGUGCCAGCAGGUAGCAAAACUAACACAACAGCAAUGGUAGGAUUCCUGACUUUCUUCCCCCCACACCCACAUUUAAAGAAAAUAAAUUCUCAAGAUGCUGCCUGCUGCCAACUGCUCCACAUUGCUGGCAAGGAGCAAAGCAAAGUAAAGAUAGCAGCAAAUGGGUGAAUCCAAUAACUAGGAAAUAAAACAAAAGUAAAGUUGCAACCCCAGGAAUUCCUUUUGCCUGGUCCAAACAACUCACUUAUCAAUCAGAGCUCUGACUUCAGUGUAGCUGGGUGACCUCGAGCCAGUCACACUUCUUUGAAGUCUCUCAGCCUCACUCACCUCGCAGAGUGUUUGUUGUGGGGGAGGAAGGGAAAGGAGAAUGUUAGCCGCUUUGAGACUCCUUAAAGGGAGUGAAAGGCGGGAUAUCAAAUCCAAACUCUUCUUCUUCAUUCACUAAAAACAAAGGUUGACUCAUUUCACAGAAAUUGCUUCGAAGGGUACUUGCACAUUUUGCUUCAUAACUUUCUUUCUCGGAAGUUUAGAGCCUUUUUUUUUUUCUUUUAAUGAAAGCUCAGAGUCUGGAGCAGCUGCCUGAGGGCGCCCAUGAAAACCUUCCUAAAUGCCAGGUUGGGAACCUUCGUAACUAAGCCAAACCAUGGCUUAGCUUAUGGCACUGUAGCAGCAGCAAGUCUGGGAGAAGAGUGCUGCAGCUGCAGUCUCUUCUGGGAACCCCCCAUGCUAGCACUUUUGCACUAAGCCAUAGUUUGACUUAGCUUUACAUGUGAAGCAGCUCAAUGUAAGCUGCCUGAUGAACUUUGUUUAGUUAGGUGGGUUGCAAACAUUCCAAACCUAUCAGUAGUCUAUAGCUCAGCAUUACAUUUACACCAGAUCGAAUUGUAGCCCUCAUCAUUAUAGAGGGGAAAGUAAGUAAAGAUCUUCCCUGCUUUAAUAAUAAGACUGAUGACUAGAAAGAAAGGACAGAUACCCUUGAUGGGUUUCUGCUAGUAUAGAAUAAAUAUGAACAGAUAAUUUUAAAGCACAACCCACUUCCUUACCGUCAUGAACAGAGCAUGAUGUUCUAUGACUUUCCAGUUCUAGCUUUGUAAAUUGAGAUUUACUGAGUAGCAACUUUAAAAGACUGAAAUUUGGUGGCAGAGACAGAAUGGAGCAUUUCUUCACUUUUAAAAUGUAUUUCCCCCCCCUUUACUGUGUUUAUGUUAAACAUUCUUACCCACUCAUACUGAAGUAGAUAACGGGGAAUCUUUUCUGGAGAAACCUGUCCUCCAAGGAACAGAAGAAUGAAAAACUAGGACUGACUUACCUGCUGUGUUACACCAGUUACCUCCCCUGAUUAACAGACGAGUGACGCCACUGGGUCCCCGUGAUACAUUGUGGCAUUUGUUUGUCUGCUAUCAAAGUAGAGUACAAAUUAAUGUCAUUAAAUAUAGAGCCAUUAUUUCAUUGCUACUGUAGAAAACUUUUUCUAAGGCAUUUUGACAAGCAAAGCUUUGAGGCAAAAUACUUCCUGCAUUUGUCGGUCCCUGAAGGAAAACCACCACAUCAUGUUUUUGUUCAUAACUGAACUGCCAAACAUGUAGGAAUGGCUAGAUGCUUUGGUAGUUUUCAUAAAAAUGAGAGCUUUGCAACAAUUUACCCAAAGUGCGUGCACUGUUAGACUUUUCUUUCUCCUAGAAUAAAAACCGUGUGGUAAUUGUUUGCAAACAAUCAGUACUAACAGCUCUUACUGUACCAGCAUAAGAAGCUUGUACAGUUUACUCAGGGCCUUAAAUUUUCAUUUGCAGCGGCAAUAAGAUGUGGAGGGUUUAUAGCAAGCGCCUGCUGUUUGUAGCAGUGAAAUGCUAUGAGCCCAGCUCUGAAUUCAUGUGUGUGGCAAAUUCUCACUGUGGCCAGUGAGAGUCUAUUUCAAGCAUGGAAUUCAGGAAGGGGACAUUUUUUGUGUGGCUUUUUAGUGUAAGUUUGUUCAUAGUAUGAUUCUGUUAAUGAUGAUCUUGUUGUUGCUCAGAGCUUUGAUCUGCUGCCUUAAAUAAAAAGUUUUAUUUUACAUUAUUUGGAUAGAAUAGGACAGAUAUUAUGUUGAUGUGCAACCUGUUUACUGUCUCUUUCCUAGGGCUCAUUUUCCUUAUGCUCUGGGUGACUGAAGCUGCUGACAGUGUAGUCUGAUACAUUUACCUGAUUUUUUUUUAUCAACAAUGGAGUUAAUGAAAAGUAGCUUUCUAGUGUACAAACUCAUAGGCUUAUGACUUUAUUGAAUUCAUAUAUAGGCAACAUGAGACCUUUUUAAAAGCAGCAUUACAGAUACAUUUCAUACAUGCAUAGAAUGCUCAGAAUGUUAGAAACACUUACUGUCUUCUAAAAGUACAAAGCUUAUUGUCAAAACUUUUAUCCGUUUCAGAUGUUAUUCGUAUGUGUAUGUAUGUGUUUUUGGAGAUGUGUAGAUUGUAGAAAAUUACAACGUGUGUAUUCUUAGAUUUUCUGUGGUGAAGUAAAUUAUGAAGUGCUACUAAAAUAAUAUGUAUUUUCCACAGCAGUUCUUUGGUUCACUUAUAUUUUCCCAAGUUUAGCCAUUAAAUAUAUAUAUAUUACAUAUAAUAUGUCAAUAUAAAAGUCUAGCUUUGGUUGGAUAAUUAGGGGAAAUAACUAUUUAAUAUGAAUGAAUCACAUAACUACACAAUAUAUUUUGUAUGUAUCUUCCAGUCUGGAGGUCAUGAUCAAGAACGAAAGAAAUCAAAACGUAGAGGGGAUUUAUAUUCAAUACAGACUUCUCUAAUUGUAGCUGCACUUAAAAAAAUGCUUCCCAUUGGACUGAAUAUGUGUACGCCUGGAGAUCAAGAACUGAUAUCUCUUGCUAAGUUCAGAUACAGCUGUGUAAGUCGAAGUUUUGCUCAGUUAAGAGUGUUCAAUUUUGAAAAUCCAGCAACCACAUGGGGAUUGUGAUUCUAAUACAGGCAUAGGCAAACUCAUCCCUCCAGAUGUUUUGGGACUACAAUGCCCAUCAUCUCUGACCACUGGUCCUGUUAGCUAGGGAUGGUGGGAGUUGUAGUCCCAAAACAUCUGGAGGGCCGAGUUUGCCUAUGCCUGUUCUAAUACAAGGAUUCUCAAAAAGCACACGUUGCUAUGCAGUAUCAGGAUAUGCCCUCGCUGCAACGCCUGCAUCUCAACAGUGCGAGAAAUGAUGAACAAGCCUUCCAUAUGGCAAACCAGUUUAUUCAUUGGUCCAAAUGCAUCUAGAAAAAUGAAUGCCAGACCAAAGCACUUGACUGAUUAAAUACUUAUUGCCUGAACUGGAAAGCUGUUCAUAGAUCUUAAAGACACAAAGGUAUGCUUAUAUUUACUGAAUGCAUAGAAUAUGUCAUAACAAAUAGAAUAGUAUGGCAUCAGGGCCGUCUUUAGCAUAUGCAUCGCCAGGGUACAAAGAUCCGUCCAGCACCCCCAAAUUUUUUUUGGGGGGGGCAUGUCAAAGUUGUUGAGCUUUUAAGGAGGGGAGCAGCGAAAACCACUAACAUGAAAAAAAAAUGGCAGCGAUAACUCUGUCUUUCCAUUUUUGCAAUCAUGCGAAAAUGAAAGACACCACUAGGGGGCAGCGCCGGAUACAUUGGUUCUGCAGCUGUUUUGCAAAUGAGAAUGGAAAUGACCCAUUGACCCCAAUCAUCCAUGGCUCGCAGUUAAGAGCUUAGGUGGCUUCAGCGGUGGGCACCCCCUAGAAUUUGGUGCCCGGGUGCACCGCACCCCUUGCACCUCUGGGUAAAGACGGCCCUGUAUGGCAUCUUAAAGGCAUCCUAGCAAAUUUACAGUACCCAAGCUGUCCUGGACCAGAGCCCGUAUCAUCAGAUGUAUGUAAGAAAAAUGGGGCCAGUUGUGGGAACUGAGGAAAUAUCUCACAUUAGCUACACAUAUUUCAUUUACGUUUGCCAUGGCUCAGUUGCUAGAGCAUGAGACUCUUAAUCUAAGGGUCAUGGGUUCAAGCCCCAAAUUGGGUAAAAGAUUCCUUCAUUGCAGGGGGUUGGACUAGAUGACCCUCGUGGUUCCUUCCAACUCUGCAGUUUUAUGAUUCUAUGAAACAAACAGUUACCCUUAUUGAAUAAGGGAUUGGUCAGAUAUGAGCAUAAAAAAUGAAUUUGGCUUUGCACACCUACAGUUCUUAUCACAUUUUCCACACGGAAUCCUAUGUACGUGUUGCCUGCUGUUGCUUCUUGAUGGGAGGCAGCUGUCUAGGAUCCUGUUUUCAGCUUUCCAGCUAUUCUUCCAGAUUGGAUUCCAAGAAAACAAAUGGACCAUAUUUGGUGUUUAAAAAACAUAUAGAUAAUAAUUGGGAAGAAGUACAGUCAGAAACAUUCACUUACUAAAUCCACAAAUAUCAACAUACAAGACUUUCUCACCAGCUGUUUCAGAACUCUCCCUGCUUCUCACAGCCUCUCCCAAUCUUCACUCCUUCCCUAGGGAAAUUGGAUCCUCCUGUCUCUUCUGGGUUACAAUAUAAUUAUUCUGUUGGCAAAAUUUUGCAGCCCAGUUGUAGAUGGUUGCGGGCUGUCUCAUCACCAGGAUAUUUGCUUUCUAGAAAGAUAAUUUAAUAAGUUAGUCCAACUUUUAUUAUGGCACAGAUUAAUAUAUGCUUAUAUUUGUAUGCAGAAAGACACAGAAGAAGAGGUGAAGGAGCAUUUACGCAAUAAUUUGCAUUUGCAGGAGAAGGUAAUGUUCAAAAAGGUCUGUCAGAUGAAACGUUUUUUAGCAUUAGGAAAAGUUUUAAAACAUUUAGAUGUUUAACAAGGCAAUCUUUUGCUUAAGUUAUGCAGGCUAUGAGGGCUAUAGGAUUUAGCAGGCACACCUCUGCGCUUUUGGUAUAGAAACUGCCUUUGUUGCCCUGUAUGAUCACCUCUAGGGAGUGUGUCCCUAGUGAUCUUCCUUGAUCUGUCAGUGUCUUCUGAUACCAUUGACGAUGGUAUUCUUCUGGAGAAGCUGUCUGAGUUGGGAGUGGGUGGCACUGCUUUAUGACGGUUGCAGUCCUACCGGGAUGACUGUUUUCAGAGGGUGGUGCUUGGGGAGUUUGGUUCAGCACUGUGGAGCCUUAAGUACCGGAUUCGAUUUUAUCCACCAUUGUGUUUAAUAUUUACAUGAAAUUGCUGGUCAGGUCAUCUAGAGUUUUGUAGUACAUUGUCAGUAAUAUGCAGAUGAUACAUACACAGCUUUACUUCUCCUUUAUGCUCCUGGCAAAAACACUAUUAUUUGCUCUAACCUUUGGAUCACAAUUUUCUGCUUAUCUUUUAGUGGGGUAGGGUGGAAUUAGAGCUGAUUUUGGAAUUUUCCCAGUGGCAUGCUUUUCCUAAUCUUUUAGGCUGAGUGAGUAUAAGAUAUGGCAAUCAUAUCCCCAUGCCCCCAGGCCUGACAUAAUUAAAGUAUAGGAUUGCUGUGUAAGAGUGGGGCAUUUUAUUUAUUUCCCCCUCAAAUGUUUAUUUAAAUAAGUCUGCUAAGUAUUUUUAAACAUUUUUGAUACAAGAUCGUAUGUGUUAUUUGCAGUCAGAUGACCCAGCUGUGAAAUGGCAGUUGAAUUUGUACAAGGAUGUCUUGAAAGCUGAUGAACCUGUUGAUCCUGAGAAAAUAGUGCAGCGUGUGCAAAGGAUCUCAGCAGCUGUGUAUCAUCUGGAACAGGUGAAAGGGACCUCACCUAUCAGCUAUAUAGUUUCACAGCAGAACAUGGAGUUCUUAGCUAAGCACAUAUAUUAUAACAGAGACUGUGUUUCAAAUUGGGGAGUCCCUGGUUCAGAUCUAGCUUCUGACAUGUAUUCAGUAGCUGGACUUACAUAAGCUACUCUCAGCCUUAGCCCCUGUCUGCAAUAUGAAGGGUAAUACUACUGACUUAGCUUACAGGGUAACACCACCACCACCACCACCACCACCAACAACAACAACAACAACAUAUUAUUUAUACCCCGCCCAUCUGGCUGGGUUUCCCCAGCCACUCUGGGCGCCUUCCAACCAAAUAUUAAAAACAAUACAGCAUCAGACAUUAAAAACUUCCCUAAACAGGGCUGCCUUCAGUUGUCUUUUAAAAGUAAAAUAGUUGUUUAUUGCCUUGACAUCUGCUGGGAGGGUGUUCCAAAGGGCAGGCGCUACUACCGAGAAGGCCCUCUACCUGGUUCCCUGUAACCUCACUUCUCACAGCGAGGGAACCGCCAGAAGGCCCUCAGCGCUGGACCUCAGUGUCCGGGCUGUAUGAUGGGGGUGGAGAUGCUCCUUCACGUAUACAGGACCGAGGCUGUUUAGGGCUUUAAAGGUCAGACCAACACUUUGAAUUGUGCUCGGAAACAUUAUUAUUAUUAUUAUUAUUAUUAUUAUUAUUUAUUAUUAUUAUUUAUUGAAUUUAUAUACCGCCCUAUACCUGGAGGUCUCAGGGUGGUUCAUGGAAAAGAUAAACAUAAAAGCCCAAAUACAUAUAAUCAAAAUAAAAACAACCUAAUAAACACCCCCCCCCCCCCGAAAAAAAAACAUGUUUAAAAGGGCAUGGAUGUCACAUCAGAUCAACCAAGGGCCUAGUUAAAGUUUUUUGCCUGGUGCCUAAAGGUGUAUAAUGAAGGCACCAGGCAAACUUCCUUGGGGAGAGCCUUCCAUAGACGGGGAGCCACUGCGGAGAAGGCCUGUUCUCAUGUUGCCACCCUCCAGACCUCACAAAGAAGGGCCUCAGAAGGUAGAUACAGGGGUGACAACUAGACAGUUCUAAUGUCAACAUUUAUAACUUUGGGAAAGCUCAGCCUGUUCUGGACGGGCUGCACUUCUGUUGAAAGACAAGGCAUUGUAUCCACGAACUUACUGUGUUCAUGGAAUGAUUUCUGCUCACGCAAUGGAACUUUAUUUCCUCCCUUGUGUGCCCUCCAAAUCUGCUCUGGAAGGGUAGGAGGGGGACCCAGGACAAAUUUGUGUGACGCACAGGAAUGGGAAGUCCUACAAGUGAUGCCACAGGUGCAGUGAGUGCAGAGGAUACAACCCCAGGUUUUCAAUAUAUGGAUACUCCUGGAUCCAGCUCUGCCUCUAGCCUCCUGUUUAGGAGUAUUUUUGCACAUCUCUGGGUGGUGUGUCCCCUGCAGUUUUUCCUAGGAAAGGUAGAUCAGAAUUCAGUCCCUAGAGAGGUAAAUUGUCUCCAUCUAUUAUGGCUUUCAGAUGAACCCCAAAGGUUCUUCUGUUUCGCCAAACAUUUGGCUUGAUGUGAUUUUCUCUCCAGUGUGAGGUUAGGUUUAAUCUUGUGUGUUUUGUGCAUGCAUGUGUGUGUGUGUACACACACACACACACCGUGUAUUUUCUACCAUUGUCAACUUACAGAUGGCAUCAGCUGAACUGGAGUUGUUAUUUACAAUAGUGUUUUUCCAUAGGUUGAGCAACCAUUAAGAUCAAAGAAAGCAGUUUGGCACAAACUCUUGUCAAAACAACGUAAAAGAGCUGUUGUGGCUUGUUUCAGGAUGGCACCGUUGUAUAAUCUGCCAAGGUACAUAACUUUUAAUUUUUUUUUACAUGAGACUCUUGCUAUUGCGCUUCAGAACAGUGGGUGUUCUUACCUGACAUGCUUUCUGUGACACGGUAUUGAAAGUUCAACCAGUUUCUUAAAGUUUCCUGUUGAGCCAUAUUAGAAGAGCAUCAUAUGUCUUUGUAAAAGAGAUGCUCUAAUCCUUAAUUCUGUUUCAAAUGGAAAUAGAACACAAGACUCGCAGAAGCAUUUUGUAAAGCAGUCUUAACAGUAUUCUAAUAGCACACUAGGAUCCCAAAUUAAUUCUAACCUCAACUAGCACUGCAAAAAUACAUUUCUAUUACAUUUCAUUACCUUUUCAUUGCUUUUCUGAAUAUCUGAAAGUCUUGUAUUUGGUGAACUUAUAUAUCAUUUUUUAAUCCUUUGCAGUCCCCAGCUGUUUUAAAACAGUGAACUGCAAUCCUAAGCAAAUGUACCUGGAAGUGGGUCAUGUUGAACUCAGUGGGCCUGCUUUUGGGUAGCCAUUCAUAUAUUUUUGAAUUGCCAGGCUGCAAUAUUUUACCCACUUAUUUGGGAGUUAGCCCACUGAACUAUAUGGAACUUACUUCUGAGCAGGCGUGCAUAGGAUUGUACUGUUGGAGCUACUUAUCCUUCCCUUUUGCACAUAAUGGCAGGACAUACAGCUCUGUGUCUGUCAGUAAAAGGGUUGGGGCUUAAGAAUAUCCUCUCCCACAUAUUCAGCUCUUUGUGCUGCACCUAGGGGAAUGAUGCCCAAGAUCCUUUUAGGAAACCACUUAGAAAUUAUUUCAAAUAGACCUGAUAGUUAUGCAAGUGUUACGCAGUCCAUUCUCUUUGAACCACAAUCAGUAAUAUGUUAAUUAUACAUUUCUUGCAUUUUUCUUGUUUUAGCUUCCAGGUUGCCUUGGGAAAUGGAGAACUCAAUAUUUGAUUACCGUAUUUUUCACUCUAUAAGACGCACCAGACCACAAGACUGGUUUUUGGUUUUUGGAGGAGGAAAACAAGGGAAAAAAUAUUCUGAAUCUCAGAAGCCAGAACAGCAAGAGGGAUCGCUGCGCAGUGAAAGCAGCAAUCCCUCUUGCUGUUCUGGCUUCUGUGAUACCUGCACAGCCUGCAUUUGCUCCAUAAGAUGCACACACAUUUCCCCUUACUUUUUAGGAGGGAAAAGUGAGUCUUAUAGAGCAAAAAAUACGAUAUUUAUUGGUGGGGCGAAGGAGCAGUCCGAAAAUGGUUUAACAGUAUAUUUCAGGAUUGCUGAAGCUUUAUUGAUGUUAAUGCAAACCUCUGGUCAAAAUUUUGCAGUCCACCAAGAUAUACCUGCAUCUCUCUUUUUUUGUGUUUGGACCUAUGAUUGUUUGACUGGCCUUGACUGUUUUCAUAAUUUAGGAUGUGUACUGCUGUUUAGUUCCUUGUGAUAGUAAAUCUUUUUUUUUAAAAAAGAAUGAAAGCGUAUUCUCUCCUCAACAGCUGCACACACCUCAUCUCAUCUUGCUCAGGAGGCAUAUCUGAUCCUCCAGAAUGGAUUCUGGAGGCUGUAGGAGGCUGCAGAAUGGCAGAUAAAUCCUUAACAUUAAUUUCCUCAGCAUUUCUUUGAAUCUAAGGCAUUGCUUUUAUGGAUUAAGUAGGCAUAACUGUGUGAUUUCAGUCUCACUCUCUAAUUUCUGUUGACAUCUACACAAUAUUUUAAAAAUGAAGGACACAAUUUGAGUAACAGCAGAGAUGGGGAACAAGAAUUCCAAUAAUAUAUGGAAUUAUUUGUGACUACCCUUUGUGACAAUGGGAUAUCUCCGCUUAUGCAUACAAUUUUGGCAUGGUGGACUGCAAACUGUAUGGACUUGCUAUGUUAUGAAUAUGAAUAUCUGUGACAUUUGAAGAACUGAACCUUUGUAUUUAAGAAGAAUCCUAAUACUUAGGAUUGUCGUCAUUAUUUUUAAUAUAAUCAUGGCCAUAUAGAAUGAGAUGAGAUGCAAAACUAUUAACAUAAAAUGAGAUGUAAAAUUAUUAAUAUAUUUUACAUAUUUAGAUAACCUUUGCUCUUAAUUGCUUUACUAUAAUUAAAUUGUGUUUUUAUUGUUAGUUGAAACCUAUAUGCUUUUCUUCAGACACAAAAUUAGCAAUUUCUACCUGAGCACCUUCCAACGUGUAUGGCUGGAAAAAGUACAUGAAAAAACUCAAUAUGACAGGCUCAUACUCACAUUAACGGUAAUGUAAUGGAGAGCCUCUUGCUUACGCACACACCUACUCCUUCCCAGCCAUGAUAUGAUGUCAUACAAUGAGUUUGUACAAUUUAAUAAGGGAUUCUGAUUGGUCAGUCCAAGUUGAAAAAAAUAGUAGAAAUUCUGGCAGUGAAGCACAAGAAAUGAAUUAAAUAACAAUUUAUUGUAUGCAAUAACAAAUGAAAGUUUCAUAUUCAAUGUGUUAUGUGUUUCCUAAAAAUGACAGUGCUUAAGUUGUAUUUGCUGUGAGUGUUUCUUUAAAAAGUAUUGUUCUCCAGAGGUUCCUAGAAGAUAGUCAGUAGUACCUUUGGGAUGACAUCCCCUACUGAAGCACACAUGCUGAGCUAAUCAAUCUUCACUUCCUUUUGGAGGAGCACCAGUUUCCUAAACUGGCUCUGCUUCAUGAAGCUUUGCCUGAUGAGGCAACUGGCCAUGCAAAUCUGGAGCACAUAUGAGCCCAAUUCACAAGCGGGCUUCUUCUUACAUGCUUUUCUUUCUCUCUUCCUUUAUUUUGAGUUAUUUCCUCACUCUGCCUCUGACACUUCCUAGAAGGGCUGAGAGGCUCUUAAUGAGGAUUGAGGCUGGCGCUUCAAAGGCCCUAGUUUUCCCACCCUCACUGCAGGUGGAAGAGGGACCAGGCCGCACAAUGCUUCAUCUCUUUGGUGGCACCCUUUGAUCCUUAUUGACCCAUGGAUCACCAGUGAUGCCUCACCAAAGUCCAGGAAGAACAAGCUGCAACACAUUCCCCUAUUCCCAGUUCCAGGUCAGUAGGAUGGGUUGAGGUCUCUACCCCCUUGGUUGAAGGCAAGCAGCAACCAUUUGGGACGUAGGGCUCCCAUAGUGCAGUUCUGUCCCUGCCUUUGGCAGCCAGUUGCCAUUAGCUCCCACUGAUCUCAGUUUUUUUCUUUUUUUCUUUUUCACUCCUUUUACCUACUUUAGACCUUAAAUAGCAUAGAUAGCUUAGUCUGUGUCUUUUCUCCCUCAACCCAUAGCUGUGUUUUAUUCCUCUUCACUUUGCCUUUAUUGCAUGGCCAGGCGAAGACCCUCCGACCCCUCGUGACCCCUGGGAGGAAUAAUGACUCAUGACAACAUGUUAUGGGAUUAAAAUUGGCCACAACUUUAUUAAACUUUCAGAUGUAGGGAGACCUUGGCAUUGGGCGUUUAUCCCUCCCAGUCCCCGGCUGGGAAUCAGGGGAAUAUUAGGGUUAUACAAACUGUGUGGGGAUUCGGCUGGCUCUGGAAAACGUAUGUUUAAGCAGAGAGCCUGCCCCCCCAUUUCGCCGCAACGCACUGACAACCUAAUGGCGUAUGGCCAGUGACUCCCCUCAACAAAACACCUUUAGCGGGAACACUGGGAUCACCACCGCAGGGGGGACGUGGGUCACCACUUGACGCCCCCACCCAUUUAGGGAAGAUAGACUAAAGGAUUCUGGGGAGCCAGCUGAGAGCUCCCAGGUAAGUUCCGCCCUCAUUGUGUUUGCAGGGCGGUCCUAAUCCUACCUGGUCAACUCCCCUGGCAACACCUCCCCAGCUGGGAUUGGUUAACUGUCUGAGGUUAGGCAGGAACCUCCAGGUACCCAGCUUGGGGAGGCAAAGCCAGUCUGACUUGCUGGGGAUCGUGUAGGGCCAGGGGGCUGCGCGCGACCACACAAAAAGCGCCCCCCAUUUGAAGUGGAGAGCGGUCAUUCUGUUGUUUUUUCCCCCGAAGCACAUCCUGCCACCUCGCCUUAUGCUGCUCUCCAGUUUUUUCUUUUCAUUCUGUUUCCCUCUUCUUCAUCAGUUCUUGGCUGAACUUCUGCCUGUUCUUCAGACCUCUUCUGCUCAGCCCAGAUGAAGCUCUGAAGGACUUUCUGGUUGAAUCCAGACUCAAAUUUAAGGUGUUGCUCACUCACAAGAGAGAUUACAAAAGACCCAACAGGAUGUCUUCUCCAUAUUUCUACAACCAGUCCUUUCAUAACUUAAGGCAACAGUGGAAAAAGAGACUUUAAACCCAACAAAUUGUAGAACAAACCACACCACACACCCCAAGUGCUCUGAGGUUAUUUAGAUUCUGUUGUAUGUGCAGUAGAAUCUGCAAUGGAAUGUGAAGAUAUGAAAGCUUUUUUCCCCAUACUCUGUAUAUCUAUUGUAAGUUACAUUCUGUGUAACUUAAAGUAAAGGUAAAGGUACCCCUGCCCUGACAGACUCUAGGGUUGUGCGCUCAUCUCACUCUAGAGGCCGGGAGCCAGCGCUGUCUGCAGACACUUCCGGGUCACGUGGCCAGCGUGACAAGCUGCAUCUGGCGAGCCAGCGCAGCACACAGAACGCCGUUUACCUUCCCGCUGGUAAGCGGUCCCUAUUUAUCUACUUGCACCCGGGGGUGCUUUCGAAAUGCUAGGUUGGCAGGCGCUGGGACCGAACGACAGGAGCGCACCCUGCUGCGGGGAUUCGAACCGCUGACCAUGCGAUUGGCAAGUCCUAGGCGCUGAGGUUUUACCCACAGCACCAUUUCCGUCAAACAUUGGGGAAAUUGCUUAUUUAUUUUAUUAUUGUUUUUAUAUCACCGUCCAAGGAUCGAUCACAGGGCAGUUUACAAUAUAAAAACACAAAAAUAAAUACCAUAGUAACAGACAAAAAAUGAUCUGGAUUUAAAAAAAAAUAUUUACUGACCAAUCAGAGGAACACAAUUGUACAAAAUCCAUAUGCUUACUAAUCAUUAACCGCAUAAGCUUUUAUACUGUAUUCCGUUUAUCCCUCUUGAUCUCACUUUCACCCCCCCUCCCAGGCACCGCUCUAUUAACCUGUUCCUCCAUGGUUAUCAGAAAUAUUGGAUAGAAACAGAGGAAUAUUCCUUUGAGGAGAAACUAGUUCAGGAUUUGGCUGUAAGUACAGAUAUGGCUGGUCCCGGUUUCAAAUGCCCACAUUGAUCCAUAUUAUCUAACUAUAUAUUUAUAUCUGCAUCUAUCUAUAUUAAAAUGUGUAUCACUCUUUUCCUACGCCAGAGUUAAUGUUCUUAAAUAUAUAAGGUAUCAGAAAGAAAUAGCCAAGCUGUGCAGUAUAACACUGAUAUAUUCUGUGCAUCCAUGGACACAGCUAUGGCUUAUGCCAAUAUCCGAAAUUGCUUUUUUAUUUUAAAAAAAAUAUAGUUUGAACUAAAACUUAUCAUUGUUCUGCUUUGUUCAGCUUGGCAAUUCCUAUGUUUUAAUUAGCAUUUUCUUUGAAGGCUUAACACAAUUAAUGCUUCUUUGUGGUUUGGAUUUUGGUUAUUGCAUAACCCUCCUUUUUAUUUUAACAUUUCUAAGCUGCUAUACAAGUUAAUUUGGCUUUCUCCUGAUACUCUAAUAGAGUGGUAUUCUAAUGAACUAUAAACUUGUAUGACAGUAUUAAGCAACAAAAGUUUCCUUCCAUAUAUUAAAAUUGGAAUUAUUUGUGCUUCUACUUCACCUUUUAAUAGAACUUCCUUCUAAUUGAGAUAACUAUGUGCAUGUAUUUCUAAGCUUCAGACAGUUUCAGAUGUCUUCUUUUUAACUGAAAACCUAAGAAGUGAUUUAAUUAUUGUUUUAUUUCUGUGUACAUGUAAAAUGAUUCGUUCCCCUAACUAUCAUUAAUAGAGGUUUCCAUCACAUGAAUGCAGUGGAGAAACCAAGUAAUAGUUUUAUUAGUUAAUUACCUCUAUUAGUUUGUAACCAUUUCAAGAGUUGAUAUGAAGUGGUAUUAACCUAUCACUGUGGGAAAAGUUUACUGACCUAAAAUAUUCCUUUUCUCUUAAAAUAAAAGUGCAUUUCAGCUGUCCCUGAUAUAAGCUGCAUCCACAUUAAGCAUUGAAUGAGGGACUACCAUUUUGCAUUCUUUCACAUUUUACAGGGCUCCUCAUAACAUCAUCUGCUUGUAAUUUUCCUAGUGCUCCUUCUGCCUUUUUCUUUUCUCACUACAGAAAGUCUGGGUGCUUUUUAGAGGAAUAGAAAAGCAGUGCAAUACUUGCGAGUGUAGAUGCUGCUUUUCCAUCUUUUAAAGAGAUGUGGUUUUGACAUGGAUAGUAAAGUUAUCAGGCAGGUGAAACUAUCAUAUCUCAUCUAUCUCUUUGUAGUGGGCCAGUGGCGGAGCUUCAUGCUCCGGCACUGGGGGCGGAGAGCAGGUGGGGGCAGGGCUGGCGCACGUCCCGGGGGCAGGGCACAUGUCCUGGGGGUGGGGCACCCAGUGCGGAUGGGGGGCAGCCACGAUGGAACCCCACCGGGAUCGCGCUGCCGGGGGCAGUGCGCUCCCCCCACCCCCUCUUCCUCCGCCAGUGUAGUGGGCAACAUUUUAUAAUCCCCUCAAUUUUUAAAUCACUUCUUAAAUUAGUACUAAAAUCCUUUUAUGACUUUUUUAAAAAAAAUACUAAAAUGGCAGCAAAAAUAUGGUGCAGUGCUAUAACACUACAGCAUUGAUUUUAAAAAGAAAAACGUAUUUCUAGCCUCUGCAGUUUUAGCAUUUUUUGUAGAAUUAAUAUUUCCAGUCUAUAAUUCCAGUCCGAAACAAACAUUUUUUGGAAAUUGCAUUAAUAGCAAUGAACACUCACGCUCAAAUUAGGUAAGUACAUAAUGCUAAAUAAAUAAAUGUUUUUAAUUUUCAAAGUAUUUCUUAGAAUUACCCACCCAACUCCCAAUUCACACAAACAGCUUUUUAAAUCUUCUCUUCCACAUCCACAACGGAUAUUCAAUGGGAGUUGGCAGAACAUAGCAGGAUGAACAUAUAGGGAAAGUGCAAUAGCUGCAGUUGCCUGGAAAGUCAGUUGCAAUUCUGUUUGAAGUUUACUGUGGAAGAGCGAUGACUUAAUAGGGCUAAGAACCCACCCAUAGAUUAUUUAGCGUGGUGGAAAAUAUUGUACAUAGGAUUGUCUUUUGGAGAUUGGCUUUGAUGCUUUUACAGUUGAGUUGUCAGAGGUAUUUAACAAGCAAUAGGAUUUGCGUGAGAGAGAUUAUAUUACUGUGUUUCUUGUAAGAGGUUGUGUGGAUGGUUGUACAUAAAACCAUGCAUCAUGGCAAGCAGAGACAGAAAUGGGCUACGCACUUCAUUUGUCUGACCUAGGUAUGUGAUAUGCUUCAUAUGCUCUGAAGAAAGUGUAAUUCUCAUGAAAAGCGACAACAUCUAAGGGCUCAGAGACAGCUGCAUUCUGCACAGAAUAAAUUGCUCCCACCACCAUCCAUCUCAGAUGACUCUGUAGGGUUGACAAAGAAGGCCCAGUCAUGCUGUAUAGACUUCAGAAAUCAUGGAAUCAUGAGCCAUAGAACUGAUGUGCCAUCAGUAGCACCUCUUGGGUUCCAGGGGUAUCUAGGCAGGCCAGACAGAACAAAUCAGACGCCUGAAUAAUAAUGGGCAUCUCGUCAAGUGUUUUCCUAUAACUAGUUACGUUUCUUUAUAUACUUUGUUCAAAAACAUUUAUAAAUGUACUGGUGUUACGUUAGAGAAGAUCUUGUGACUCAAGAUGGUUGGUUUGCAAAAGGUUUAUUGCAUUUCAUUGCAUUUCUUUUAUUACUCAUGUACCCAAUAUAAUUAUUGCACAGACUCCCCCGCAAAAAAGUGAGGAGGAGGAGGAAGAAACUGAAAAACAUCCUGAUCCUCUUCAUCAGAUCAUUCUUCAUUUCAGCCGGAAUGCUCUAACCGAACGAAGGUAACUGCACUUUAUUCAACGCUAUAUUGACCCACCAUCUUUUCUGCACCCUAAGUCGCCCCCCACUUCCAGAAACAGUUUGAUUUGUUUAAAAACAAAAAUAAGAACACGAUCCAUCAGGGAACUGCUCCAUUUGUUUGGAUGUUCCACAUAGUUAGCCCAUUGCUAUAGUGCUGGAGAUGACAGUGGAGAUUUCUGUUAACUAGAGGGGAAAUGAUGGUCCUUUUUUGAGUAGUGUGUGGGAAGAUAUGUGGGAAGAUAUUAUUGUUAGGUGUGGGUGUUACUGUGCCACUUUUAAAUGGUGUUAAUCUUAAAUAAGAUUAAAGAGUAGAAAGUAAGUCGACGUUAAAACUUUUAAGAAGUAUGCCUGUUUAACAGUGAGAUUACAACCUUCUCAAAAUCCUCUUGUGGGAAGUCAAUUUCAUACCUGAUACGAUCACAGAUAAUCAUCAGCACCAUAGAAAAUUCAUGGUUGAAAUCUCUGGCUGCUUGCAAGCACUUUUAGAGUACAAUAGCGGAUAAAUAAAUUCCACUCUUGUGAGGUACACAGAUGUAUUAUUCAGUUGUGAAUGCACAUGGUAAAUACAUGUUUUAAGAAAGAAUUUGACAAAGUUCCUAACCUUAUAGGGUUGUAAGAUCGUAUCAUGGGAUUGCAAGAAAAUGAAAGUCUCUCUGCUUUGAUGAUUAUUGGAACUGCAGCUCACAUAUGUUAUAACUACUGGCUUUUAAGUCCUCUUCAGAAGCUGUUUUAAUAAUACUUCCACUUUCUUACAGCAAAUUGGAAAAUGACCCUUUGUACACUGCAUAUUCAGCAAUGAUGGCAAUGGUGAGUAUCUAAUUCCAUUGUUAAUUCUGCCCUGAUGACAAAGGUGAUUAUGUACCUUAAAGCAAAUACUCUAGUUCUUCAGCUGUUUUUUUCAUAGAUCUCUGUAAUCUGUUUGUAUCCUAUUGACAGUUCAGCUGCCUGGUUUUAGUAUUACACAAAAUUUAUACCUAAUGUGAAACUAUGCCCUUGAAGCAGCUGCUUCUAAUUCUAUAUAAGCUGUUUAAGGGGUACAUUUAAGUUUUUGUUUAAUUCCUAACUAUUGAAACAGCAAAUUACAUUUUCUAUUUUAGCAUUCUUGCUGUUUUCAACAGGUGAAGUUACAUAAGUUCUGUUGAUAGUUAAGAACUGAUCCUGUCCUAAAAAAAAACAGGUGCCAGAACUCACCAUGAACACCUCCCUUGUUCUCUUAGAAUGUCAAUGGCACCCACCUGAGAGGUGCCAAAACUGAGUUCCCAAUGAAAAAAAGCCCUGCUCUUGUCCAUCAUCAGCACAGUACUCAUAUGUGAAGGGAUUCCCAUAAGGCUUAAUAAAGCCCCAUUUCCCCCUCAUACCCCCAUGACACAUGUACAUAUUCCAUCUUGGAAGCAGAGCGAAACAUUCCCUUAGAAGGGACUCAUUUCUUGGAGGACAAACAGCUAUCCUCUUAUGCCAAGGAUACUUCUCUGAGGGCUGGACGGAUCCUGGUAGUGAGUGAUUUGAUUGUUAAGACCAUAAAUAGUUGAAAAUGUUCUUGUUGUUGCCCGUUGCCUAGGUAGCCUAUUAGAUAGUGCUUGGGGAGAAGUCAGUGGCUGUGGUGGAUGGUUGGUACCAGUUACAUAGGGAAGUGUAGUUAUGAGGUCCUGGAAGCAAAAUUUAGUUGAUGCUGAAAGCCAGGACGUCCAAGGUAACUCUGAAAUCUUACCAGUUCAACAUAUGGGGUCAGCUAGACAGGUGCAGCAUUUUAGUCGCAAAGCAUGGUUGAGAUGAUGGGCUUGGGAGGAGGGGUUUGGAAUUUUUCAGGCACUGGGGAACCUUCUGGACAAGCCAAAUUUGUAAAAAGAAAAAAAGGGGGGGAGGACGACCUCCACUUAAACCGGGAUGGAAACAGACUAUUGGUGUUUAAAAUUGAAAGAUGCCAAAGCAGCUUUUAAACUGAUUGAGAUUGGAAAGUCAACAGUGGCCGAGGAGGAUCUGAUUUGGAACAAAUCUUCUGGGAUGUAGGAGAUAAAAUUAAAGAAUAUUUAAACAGGGGAGGUGUAGAAUUGGGCAUUAGGAGUGCAGGGGCACAGGAUAGCAGUCAGAAAGGCCAAAGCACCACAGGUCAAAAUGCAAGUGCCGGAGACACUUGAAGAGAGAGGCUGUAUACAAGUGUGCAUAUGCUUAUGCUACAAGCCUCCAAGCCAAGAUGGGUGAACUAGAGUGCUCAAUCAUGGAGGAUGGCAUUGAUAUAGUGGGCAUAAUAGAAACCAGGUGGAACUGAGAGAACCAGUGGGUUCUCUGCAUAUGAGCUCUGCAGGAAGGACAGGAAAGGACAAUACUGGAGGUAGUGUUGCUUUGUCUGUCAAAUACAGCAUUUAGUCCAGCAAGCUAGAAAUCCCCAAAGGGACAGACUUCUCACAGAAUUGUUGUAGAUGAUGAUAUCGGGUCCCAAGAGUAAUUUAGUACCAGGGUAGGCCUCAUUUGCAAUACCGACAUUUGGAGAACUGUAUACAGUUCUCAUUGCUUCACCUCAGAAAGAUAUCGUAGAACUGGAAGAGGUUCAGAAAAGGGCAACCAAAAUGAUCAAGGGCGACUCCCUUGUGAAGAAAGAUUGCAGCCUUUGGGACUUACACAAUAGAAGUUAAUAAAAGCAUUCGGGACACGGAGAAAGUGUGAAGAGAAACAUUUUAAUCCAUGUCUUGUAACACGGGGACUCACGGGGGGGUGGAGUAAUGAAGCUCAUUUUGGGAUAUUCAGGACAGAUAAAAGAAAGUACUUUCAUAUAUGAAACUCACUCAUCCGGGAAGCAGUGUUGGUCACCAACUUGGAUGCCUUUAAAGGAUUAGACAAAUUCAUCGAGGAUAAAGCUGUUAAAGGCUACUGGUCAUGAUGGCUAUGUUCCAUCUCUACUGACAGAAAUUAGCCUUGCAGAUGAUAGAGUGCUGUUGCAUUCAGGUCCUGCCUUUGUGCUUUCCACAGGUUCCUGGUUAGUCACUGGGAGAACAGGCUGCCAAACUAUAUGGGCCAGUGGCCUGAUCCAGUAGGCUAUUAUGUUAUACUCACCCAGACCUUGUUCCUUUGCUUGGCCAAUGAAUGAAUGCUUGAAGCUUGUGAGGAGGAGGAGGAGGGAAGAGGGACUUCGUUGUGUUUUAUGGGAAUGAUAUUUAUUGGCAGACCAACUUAAAAACUGUUAAUCAGAUUGAAAGACAUUGUCAGGUUUAGAAUACUGAUUUAGGGCUUGAAAAUAACCUCUGGUUUGGAAAGCUGCUAAAGACAGAGAAUGACCAUUCAGAGGAAAUACUGAUAUAUAUCAGGCUUGAUAGCAUUAUGAUAGGAGACACAAUUGAGCAUUCCCAGGUAGAAUAAAUUCUGUGUAUGGCUGUUGCCAUGGGGAUCAGAGAACACUGAGAGAGAAACCAGCUGAAACAGAACCCUAAAUGAGCGUUGGUUGGAAGAUAGCUGGCUUUUGUACACGGUUGGGACACUUACGCUGAGCUGCUAGGGAUCUUAGCCUAAUGUGGCAUGAAAAGAAAAUAUAAUUACUGGAAGACAGUUCAUAAAUUGAAAAGUGGAGUACCUGAGGCCAGUUGAUAAUAUGGAGUUGACUAGCACAGGGUGGUGAAGAAGCCUUUUAGGACCAUCACCUCUGGAAUAUUUGUUUGGUUUGGCUGGAAAGAUUGGGGAUAAAUCACUGUGUAUAACUGCAAGUACAACAUGUGAGAAAAUGGGAAAGGGAUGGGGAAGAGCAGGUGUAAAAGUUUUAGCCCUUUCUGAUACUUCCACUCUGUUUUUCGCUGUCCACACCACGAAAAGCAUCUCUGUCCGCCAUACACUUUUCUUGUCUGGGUACUUUACAAUCAUUGGCCAGGAUGUGGGUGGGUGAGCUGGGGAAAAUCUAUAUAAUUUCUGACUAGGUUUGAAGAUUUAGAAUGAGCAUGAUGUUUUAUUCCUCUUGUGGGUGCUGGGUAGGAGGAAAUAGUUCCCAUAUGUGCCUGCCUUCUAAGAAAUUCAACAAUUUAUUUCUUCUUAAUGCAUGUCUAUAACUGUAUUCAUUGUCUGAGUCCUCUGUAUGUGAAAGUCAUAAACAAUUUUUGGAGAAAGGUUUAAGACUCUGCUUGGAUAUAUUAAACCACUCUUUGACUUUAUCUGCUCAUUCAAAACACUAUAACCAAAUAAAUGUAAAAUAGCACAGUUUAAUUCAAUCUGAACCUAUUUCCUUCUAAUGAGAAAAGAGCUGUCAGAGUGGAGAAAGUGAUGAUGAUGAAGAAGAAAAAGAGAAGACAUUUGAGGUGAGUUAACUUUUCUUAAAGUAUAAACCUUUUGCCUAAUGAGCUAGAGUAAUGUGUUAUUCAAACUUACCAGAAGUUAGAAAGCUUACUUAAACUCUCCCUGAGAACUGCAUACAUAUUUAUGAAUGUCAUUAUGAUUAUGAUAAUAUUUUCAGUUACUGCAAACAAUGUUUGAGAUUGAUCCUGCCCCAUUUUUUAUGAUUUUUCCUCUUACCUUCUCUCCUACACUUGGUUUUUUCCUACCUUUUGUUCCGUACACCUGGAAAAGCUUCUUAUAUUUCUUUUUAAAUUCAAAUUGUUCCUUCCAUAGCUUUUAUUUCAUGCACAUUAUUACUCCAGUUGCAAGCGAAGUCUCAUUAUACAAAAGUGUUAUGGAAAACUAUUAUAAAAAUAAAUACCAGAUGUUGCUGCACUAGGGUUAUUAUUUGUCUGAUGAUCCAAUUCACAGCUGAUCUAGUCCUAUUGAUUACGGUUUAAUGGGGUUGUGGGUGAAUCUGUAAAACAGUCAGUUUAAUAUAUUUUUUUACUCCUACUCACCUUUUGGCUACUAAUGGCAGAUACCAUUAUAUGUCAAGGAAACACAAAUACUUCUGUCUGUAUCUUCUCUCUCAGGAAAAAGAAAUGGAAAAGCAAAAAACUCUUUAUCAGCAAUCUCGACUCCAUGAACGAGGAGCAGCAGAGAUGGUAUUACAGAUGAUUAGUGCCAGUAAAGGUAGCAUUCCGUAAAAUGUUAUAUAUUCAUUUGUUUCUUUGGAAAUAUGUUCCAUUCUAUCUGAAGGCCACAGAGGAGAUGAUAGUUGCACAUUAAACAUACUAAUGUUAAAAAAGACAAAACAUGUACAAUAAUAAAUGACCACGCCAUCCAUGUGGGACCUGCAAGAAUAUGUUGUACUGUAGAGCGCUCGUGUUUCUAUCUGGCUGGCUUUUACUUUAUUUCAGAAUGCUGUGUUCUAUUCCUCACCCAUUGAUUUUCCUUCCCUGCUCUCCAACAGUCAGUCAGCUUUCUGUGGCAGCUAGACAUGCUCAGUCCUCAUUGGGCUCUUGGCUUCCUCCUGAGGAUUCUUCGGAAUAACAAAUUGGACUCCUGCACCUUGACACAUCCCCCUAGUGGAUGGAUGGUGCCUCUUUGACUAAAUAAAGACCAGUGCUUAGAUUCAUUGCUAUGAAUAUAUAUGAUCUUUGGCGAUUGUUAUAGUGACAUUCGCUUCAGCUUUACUUUAACUCAAAUCAAAGGACGUGUGUGUGCACUGAGGUACAACAGAUCCACAUAUAGCAAUGCUUUUAAACAUUCAAAACUUUGAAAAGCACCUCAGGAUGCGGAGUAAUGUGCUGCUGCUUAGAAAUGUUUUUGGAUAGUAAUUACUUAAUUAUAAAAUUAUUCUGUUCUUGAUUGACAGGUGAAAUGGGACACAUGGUAGUUGAAACUUUGAAACUUGGUAUUGCUGUUCUAAAUGGAGGAAACUCUGUUGUUCAACAGGUGGGCCAUAUUUGGAUGUGAUAGAUCUGUAUGCAUGUUACUUUGAUUUUGCUAAUGUUUUACUGUUAAAAGCAUUGAGAAGUUGAAUUACCACUGAGGGGAAUUCAGUUAUGUUUGGAGAAUGAAUUUUUUUUAACAGAAAAUUCUCUUUCUUUUUGCUUAUGUUAAGUAAAUUGGCAAAUUCUUUACGCAAAUAAGGAAAAACCAAAUCUCUUCUUCUUUUGUUCAACCUUUCUUUUACAGAAAAUGUUGGACUAUUUGAAGGAGAAAAAAGAUGCUGGAUUUUUUCAGAGUCUUUCUGGCUUAAUGCAAUCUUGCAGGUAAAGUCAUGAAAUAUAACAAUCUACUUCUAACUAUAUCAGCAUGCCUAUUUGUUUAUACAAGCUGGAAAUUUCCCUCUCUCCAUGUAAUCUCUUCCAAGUGAUAUGAAAAUGUCUGUGUGAUGUGGGAUUUAAAUGCUAGUAUGAGAGAUAGCUAUUGGCCAGCAACAAUUCCUGCAAUUGUGAUAUCUCCUCAUUGUGAUGACUAGAAUCAAUUAUGGCUAUAUUCAUGAAUUUACUGCUUCAGACAUGAUUUUUCCACAUGAACUUAUAUUUGUGGGUAGUAUUGUGUAUAGAAAAAUAUUAGAGACGAACUAGAAACUGACAGCUGUUCAUUGCCAUGAGAAACCAUGAUUUAUUGCAAUGGAAAUGAAACAUAGAGCUAACUUUUUUCAUUAAACCAUAGUUUAGGUUAACCACAGUUUAGGGUUUAGAAAUAAUGCUAAACUGUGACUAAUCAAAAAUGGAAGUGGAAGCUUUUGAUCUUGCAGCUAUGUCAAAGGAGGAAGAGAGAAUGGGGAGGUUGAGGCUAAGUACGGAUUGUUUUCUUUACCAAAAAAAAAAGACAUUUCUCAUGACAUCCAAAGACAGCUAAGGUGUUGUUUAUGUAUUAGAACUCAAGGAUAUUCUUGACAUAGUUUAGACAGCAAAUUGCCCCAUCCCAAAUAUUCAUAAUGUUAGUUGAAUAUAUCUCUUAAUUUGCUUUAAUAUCACUUGCAAGUAAAUAGACUAGAAAUUGUUUCAUACUUUCAACACAUACAUUUCAAAAUGGAAUUAGUAAUAUUUGCUCAAUGCAUCAAUAUGUAUCUCAUACUGUGUAUCUGUGUGGACAACAGUAUACACAGUGGACAUAAUCAUUGGCCACAUGGAUGAUCUUGUGGCUCUACUGUAACUGUAGAUGAGGCAUAAUGCAAAAAGGCUGGGCUGGGUGAUGGAGCAGCAAAAAAACCAAAUGUGAUUAGGCUGCGUCAACCAAGUAUAGUGUCCCGAUCAAGGGAAGUAAUAGUACUGCUCUACUCUGCAUUGGUUGGUCCUGUGUUUAAGAAGUUUAAGAAGCAUAUUGACAACUUGGAAUGUGUGCAGAGGAGGGCCACCAGGAUGAUCAAAGGUCUGAGAACCAAGUCUUAUGAAGAAUGGUUGAGGGAGUUGGGUAUGUUUAGCCUGGAGAAGAUAAGACUGAGAGGUGAUGUGUAUGAUUGUUGUUGUUUAGUCGUUUAGUCGUGUCCGGCUCUUCAUGACCCCAUGGGAUGUGUAUGAUAGCCAUCUACAAAUAACUGAAGGGCUCUCACAUGGAAGAUGGAGCAAGCUUGUUUUCUGCUGCUCCAGAGGCUAGGUCCCAUACCAAUGGAUUCAAAUUACAAGAAAGGAGAUUCUGACUAAGCAAGAAGAAAGUUAUGUCCAGUGUAUGCUACAAAUUGUCCUAGAUGCUGUUGUACCAUAACACCCCUGCUUUACCUACCUACCACUCCUAGGUAAUAUAUUGAUACUUAUCGUGAUCAAGGAAUGUGUGCAUGAACUUGCGUUUUUCUCAGAAACUGCAUCCAUUAGGUUAUAAGUGUUACUUAAAAAGCAGUGAGAAGAUUUGGUACAUGCACUUUUUGCCCCUCUGACUUCUCAUACCAAAUCCCCAGAGAGCUUUCUCAUCUGAGGCGAAUUUAAAGAGCAGCUUAGUCUUUAUUCUUAUGGGUAUAAUAUAAAACAUUUCCUACCAGAGGUGAGACACUUCUCCUGUCUUUGCUGGAGUCCUUGACUAUCUGCUAUUACAUUCCCCUUCUCCAGUGUAAGGCUUUUUCCUUUGGAGCCAGGAGGGCUUGCUAGCCAUUGCACCUUUGAGUAUUACUCUCAAACACUUGGAAACCCUCAAGGGAGUUUAUCAAGUGUUUGAUUCUGACACUUGAGACACGCAGUUGAAAAUUUAGUUGACAACAGAGACAUGGUAAUAACAGAAAGAGUUGGGGGGUAUAUGUUUCUUGUCUUCAUGGUAGAGAUGUUAUAUCAAAUCUGGGUGUUGUAGGUUGUGGUGUAGGUUGUUACUGAAAUAAAUAUUUUCUUAUUCCCCCCCCCCCCUCAAAAUUGUGUUCACUAACAUUUACCCAGUGUGGCCUAAUUCCAAAUAAAUGGGCCUUAGACUGCACUUCUGAACAACCUUAUCUAGGAAUAAGGCCUGUUGAACUCAGUGAUUCUAACCUAUGAGAAGAAUGCAAAGAAUUGCUCUGUUAGCACAGUAAUUGUACACUAUCCUAAUCCCCUCAUCUUUGCAUGGGGGCUAAAAUAUGGCAGAUGCUUCGACAGCCUUGCUUGUGGGUAGCUCUGCAGUUACAAAGGUUCCUGCUGUACCCAGUUGGGGAGGAAGCUACCGCUGGCAAUAGGGUCAGGAUGUCAGAAGUUUUAGAUCCAGUGGAUCCAAAGUCCCAGGGAGCCCCUCAGCUACCCCAGCCUGGAGCUGGCACAGUAUUUUCUUUAAACAACAACACCCAGCCUCCUCCUGCCUUGGCCAGCAUAAGCAGUCACAACCAGAUCCAGCAGGUCUGCCCUGCUGCUCCAUAGCCAGAGAUUCAGAUUCUUCUGUUUAUUUGAUAUUUAAAAGUGUGUGGGUUUCCUAAGAAUAUUAUGUCUUCACCAAAUGGUGGUAAUUAUAAUGGAAAAGAAGCCAACUUCAAUGUGAUUCGAAAGAGUGAAGAGGAAACAUUAUUCUUAAGGUAUAUUCUGUUCAUUUUCAUCUCAACAUAUCCAUGCAGUCGCUUGCCCCGAUAUCCAUAGAUGGAAUAUUUUCAAGCAGGCAUGUGUUAUGGAGGGAACUUGGACCCCUUACAGAUCAGUAAGGUCAUCCACCAUCUUCGGUAGUGCUAAAAUUUCAACCGUCACCUUCCCCCUUUGAAAACCUUUAUAACUCAUUUUUACUGUUUGUAUGUUUUGCUUGUUGUAUGCCAGCAGUUCAGGGUUUCUGUUGCUAAUAGAUACAGCAAUCCUUUCUGAAUUGUCUUUUUCUUAAAAAGUGUUCUUGACUUGAAUGCCUUUGAGAGACAAAAUAAAGCAGAAGGCCUUGGAAUGGUUACUGAAGAAGGAACACGUAAGUAUACUCAUACUUCUAAUUCACAUAAGGAUUACACUUCAUUUCCCCCCUUUUAAUACCAAAUUGGUUGGGUCUUUUGAAAGUUUUUUCUGUUGAUAGCCUUGUUAAAAUAAUGUAGCAUUAUACUAUUAUGUCUUUUUUAUAAUUUUUCUAGAGAAACAGUUAAACGAAAGAUAUUGUGUAACUUAUAACUUGCUUAUCCUAUAUUAUUAUUAUUUUUCUUUGAUCCACAGUCAUCGUACGUGAGCGUGGUAUGUUUGGGUUUACAGCUUUUGAUGCUAUUGUGUGUUGCAAACAGAGAAAGAAAUCUUCUUUAAUUGCAUCUUUCCAGACACCCUUUAGGUUUAGUUUCAUGGUCUGCAGCCGGUUGCGUGUUGAGCUUGGAGAAUCAAGUUGAUGCUUAAUUAAAGAAGUGUCUUUCAUAUUUAAGGCAUGGUUUGAUAAUGACUAACCAUUUCCUAUUAGAUCUUUAGUCCUGUAGUUUUGAUCAUGAAUGCUUUGGAGUGCUAAAUAUUUGGCUUUGCUUUUUUCUGUUUCAUAGUUUAUUUUUUAUCAUUCUCUCCAGUACAUUUCUUUUUUAAAAUUACUGUAAAUCAGCUUACAGUAUUUGCUUUUUAUUGAAAUCACUUAGUUUGAAGGAUGCUGUUGGAAGACUUAUCUGUUCUGCAUGUUUCGGAAAUGACUGAUGAUUGCAUAAUUCAUUGUACUGUAUAUUUUCAAGGUGAGAAAGUACUACAGAAUGAUGAGUUUACUAAAGAUCUGUUUAGAUUUUUACAACUGCUGUGUGAAGGUCAUAACAAUGGUAAGUGUUCUGAGAAAUUUAUUGUUUCAUUGAAAUCCUUCAUUGAAAGGACUAACAAUACAAUUCAUUUUUCAUUUAAACUGAUUUUCGGUCCUUUAGCAUAGGGAAUUAAUUAAUCAGUUUCUCAGAUAAAAUGGUACCUCAGAAUUCUCAAAAAAAAAUUUUAACAUAUAGUACUUGUUUCUAACUGGAAAUCAAAUUGCCAUUUUAUAAAUUAUGCAUAUUUUAAGUGGCAAAACAAUAUGUGUAGGAGGAAAUGCAAAUGCUAUUUCUGAUAGCUCUUGCUUAAGAAAGAAUACUGCCUUACUAUUAAGAAUGUUUCUGUGGUUGUAUCCAUCAGCUACAGUUACUGAGCAAUUCAGAUUUUUCAUUUUCUAUAUUGGGGCAAUGUGGACUCCAGCUCCCACAAUCCCCAACCAUUAGCCAUUCUGGUUGAUGUUGAAAGGAGUUGGAUGCAAGCACAUCUAGAAGGAACCACGUUGCCCACCGCUGUUCGAUAGGAACACAAAUAUAGAACUACUGUAAUAAUAUUUUCAUAGCUUGCAUUUACUCACCACCUUUUAUUUUAAUUUUCAGAUUUUCAGAACUACCUGCGCACUCAGAUGGGCAAUACCACCACAGUUAAUAUUAUUAUUAGCACAGUUGAUUAUCUUUUGCGUCUUCAGGUAAGUUGGAGAGUUAUUUUAAUUCAAUUUCACCUCCUACUUUAGAAAGUCUCCAUAUUGAGAUAGACUUUGGGGUUUCACUACUGUUGCUGUUUCUGUUCUCCUGUUUUCCUAAAGAGCUCCCAUGACACUGGGCCAAUUAGCACGGAACCAUCCAACACAAAUAUAAUUAUUACUGUAUUCAAAACAGAAAUUCAAAAGAGGGUUACAUUGAGUUUACAUGCAAACUCUCUUAGGGAUUAUUGUAGAGCGCAAGGUUUUCCUAGGGGCUUGAGAAUCAACAAGAUUCUAAUGAUGCUUAUCAAUGUGGAUGCUAAGGUGAAAUUGAUAUCUAUAUUGAAGAAGUAAUGACAUUUUGUCUACUUUAUUGUAAACUUCUUUUUAUCAUCAAUAUAUUGUUGUUACAGCCAUGCACCUUCAGCAGCUCUUUGUGGUUAUCAUAUAGUAUUGUGCCCUUGUAUGUGAUUUAGUUGGAGUGAGAUCCCGUUUCUCUGUCCCAGCUUCUGCCAACCUAGCAGUUCGAAAGCACAUUAGUGCAAGUAGAUAAAUAGGUACUGCUGUGGCGGGAAGGUAAACUGUGUUUCCGUGCGCUCUGGCUUCCUGUGUUCCGUUGUGCCAGAAGCGGAUUAGUCAUGCUGGUCACAUGACCCGGAAAGCUGUCUGUGGACAAACGCUGGCUCCCUUGGCCUGAAAAACGAGAUGAGCAUUGCACUCCAUAGUCACCUUUGACUGGACUUAACCAUCCAGGGGUCCUUUACCUUUUUCUUUAGUUGGAGUCCAGCAACUGUCAUUAGUCCCAUUCCACACUUCCCUGCCCAGUCUAGAGGCAUAGUGACUGAGAAAAGUGAAUUUAAAGGUUUUUUAUUCCUCAAUGGUGUUUGCAGUGGGUGUGAGGGAGAAAUAAGGCCACAACUUUACUAACCAAGCUUCCAUCUGAUAUGGAACUGAUUAGAACUGUUGAAUAGAUUCUCAGCGGUUACUGUCAUCUUUGAGCAACUCUCAGAAGAGAAAGAAAAGCUAACCCUAUGGCAAUGUUGAUUACCUCUGAAGUGGGCAGUUUCCUGCAAAUUCAAACCUACACAUAUCUACUCAGAAGAAAGACACAUUGAAUUCAGCGGGCAUUGUUGCAAGGGAAGUUGGUAUAUGAUUCUAGUCUGAGAUUAGCUAUACAAACUUUUUCGAAAGUUGAUAAGAAACUAUGGACUUGCAUGUUAGGGUGGUUUGAAUGUCUCAUAGACAGGGUGCCCUUGUGCUUGAAGGUUUCGCAGAAGCAUAUGGUUGGCCACUGUGGAAACAGAAUGCUGGACUAGAUGAGCCAUUGGCUUGUUAUGAUUUUAUGUUCUGAUAUCAAAUGCAAAGGUAGCUCUGUUGAUUCAUAGGUAUUAUAGAUACUAUGUAACAUAUUAGUCCAACAAGGAGGAUAUUGAAGUAGGGGAUUAAGUUAAUCUCUCGCAACUAAAGAUAAACUAUGACCCAUUUCUUUAUCCCUUGUUUGUUUGUUUUUUAAAUAAUAUUUAUUAAUAAUUUCAGAAUUACAGGGGAAAAAAUAAAAAACAAAAAACAACACUACAAUACAUAAAAAGAAGAAAAAACGCAAAACAUAGAAACCAAUACAACAAUACAAUAAAAUGAAAAAAAGAAAAAAAGAAAAAAAGACACAAAUCCCAUAUUGCAUAUCUUUAACUUCCAUUUGCUUGUUUUGUUGACCUCCUCACACCUCCCUUUUUGUAUUCUAGUUUAGUUAGUUAUUUCAGCAAAUUCUUUCCAUCUUUCUCAAUUUUUAUUAAAUAAUUUAUCUUAACAAUUUAACCUAUUAAUUAACUCGACAGAUCCUUUCCAUCUUUCCCCAUAUUCUGUUAUUCAAAUUACCUUAAUUUAUUUAACUUUAUCUUACCAUAAAAUACCUUAAAGCUUGAAACUUAAUACUCAGUUAUACAUAACCCCUGAUAUCAUUUCUUCUAGAGUCAUAUAAUUUCAUUCCAACAUUUUCCCUAAUAUUCAUUAAUUUUAGGCUAAUUCCCUAAAUAAAAAGUUUUCUUUAUAAAUUUUCUUCCAAUCUUCAUCCAAUGUCUCUUCUUCCUGUUUCGGGAAGCUUUUAAUGUUUGAUGUAUUAUAGUAUUUUAAUAUUCUUUUGGAAGCCGCCCAGAGUGGCCGGGGAAGCCCAGCCAGAUGGGCGGGGUAUAAAUAAUAAAUAAAUAAUAAUAAAUUAUUAUUAUUAUUAUUAUUCCUGGUCUCGGGUCGUGUCAGUCCUUACUGUCCAUUCCAUCUAGUCCAUCAACCUGGAAGCCUUAUGUCCGAGGCCCUUAAGUCUCUUCCAUGUCCCUUCUGCAGAUCUUCUUCUUGUUUAUACUUGCACUUUUCCUUGUCUUUUGUUGGUCUCUUUCUUAAUUUCUUUCCUUUCUCGUUGAGGAAUAGGUCUCUGGGGGGUUCCAACCCAAAGUUAUCUCCGUCUCCCUUCAUCAAAUCAGCCCAUUCCCCACAGUCCCACUCCCCACAGUCAUCAAUAUAAUCCAAAAAAUAAUUACGAGCAUAUUUCAAAGUCUCUCCAAAGUUAAAAGCCUCCUCAGCUCCAGACCCCCCCCCGGCCCACUCCAACUUCAAUCUUCAAAAACAGCAGCUUAUGCUCCUGUAGGGCCUUGGGCCUCUCCAUUUGUAUUAUUUGAGGUGCAACCGCAGCCUCCUCCAUUAUCUUCUGCACUUGCCCAAUCAAUACAGGUUCCUGAGUUGGACCCUGGAUGGUUUCUGUAUCACUAUUCACUAAUUGUCCACAGUUAUUGACCACAACAGUCAUCAAAUCCAUUUUCUCAUUCAUCAAAUCCAUCUUCUCAUGCAUCUGUUCCAACAAAGCACUUGUCUUGCAUAAAGCAAGCACCAAAUCUUCCUUCCAGCUCAUACUUAGUCAAGGUCAAAAGGACUAAUCCCACGAUCUUAAUCUCACAGCUGUGGAGUCCUCAAGUAGACUGCAGCAACAAUUUAGCAAGCUCCCUCUAGAGGAGACAAUUUCUAUUUGUAUCCAUCUUUUUAAGGCAAGUCCAACAGAGGAAAAUUACUUUCGUUUUUUCAGAUAUUUUGUUUCUUUAGAAUGCAAAAGGCAACAUUGGAAUCAGUUUAUUUCUCUUCUUUAGCUAUCUGUCAAAGUAUUCCAUUCACAGUCAAUGAACCUCUCCAACAAUUUCUGUCUCUGACACCCCGUUCCCUGGUUAGAGACGGUGAAAACUUAUCUUUCUUCACUCCCUCUCCUGCAGGCGUUACACAAAGUCCCCCCCCCUUUUCUCCUGCUUCCAAGGGGGUUUCAGUAGUUGUAAAUGAAGGAAGUUUAGGCUUUUUUAACGACUUCCCAGGCUUUAGCUUACAAGGUUUUUGCUUCAGUCUAUAUACAAAAAGCGGAAGGCGGACUUCCUGUUUUGAACCUUCCUGCUUCGAUGUCAAAUUAAGAUAUUUCUUGAUCCAAUUUUCCGUUUCUACUCACGGGUACUUGUUUUAGAUCCAAUUGUCCACAGGAAAAAGUCAGCGCUCUCUGGCGAUGGCUGUGCGGCUUCACUCCGUGAAAGUAGCAGUCAGUUCACAGCACCGCGCCGCUCACCCCACUUCACUCCGGAAUCCCAAAAAGGGAUUCCCCGUGAGUAGGGGGGGCACUCCUGGUGCCCUGCCGAACCCCACGUUCCCAGGCUUCCUCCGCCUGGGAUUUCUAGCGGGUCCCCACCUUCGCCGCGGCGGGAAGACCCAGUUUCCACAGAGCCAGUUCCUCCGGUUGGAGGAACUCCGCCAUUCGCCGAUGGCGCUAACCCGGAAGUCCCCAUUUCUUUAUCCCUUGUUGAAGGGGUUGGAUCAUUGCUUGGUUGAGCCACUGCUGAAAAGAGCAGAUACCCUUCAGUCAUGCCCUGAAACCACCCUGUUCUCCCAAGUGUUCGAUGACUAAAAAUAUCAAUAUGCUUAUUUAUUUGCUGUCUAUACUGUUGCUGUUCUCCAUAUGUUUAUUAUUUGUUUGUGCUUGGUUAUAAAAUCUGAGCAUUUACCCUUUGGCUAAUGGCAUUUUCCAUAGAUAUCUAUUUUUAUAUUUGAUGCAGUUUGAUUAGGCCCUCACAAAACGUAGGGGGAAAACCCACCUAUUGUUUAUUCUUAGGAAUCAAUCAGUGACUUCUACUGGUACUACUCUGGAAAAGAUGUCAUUGAUGAAUCUGGACAACGUAAUUUCUCUAAAGCAUUGGCUGUGACCAAACAGAUUUUUAAUUCACUUACUGAAUAUAUCCAAGUAAGUACCACGUCGUUUCUCUAUGCUUCAUGUUGUGUACAUGGAUCUGUACGUGAAAGAACUGCAUGGAUUAUAAAAGCAACAGGUCUGCCCAGACUGUGCUCAGUAGAAUUUCAUGGUCACCAGCUGCAGAAGAGGCUCUCUAUAUACAAUAGGGGGGAUAUCUGCAGACAAAUGAUUCACAGUGCUUGAUUCUAACUGUGUCUCUUCCACAAUACCUAUGAUGAAAAGGAAACAUAGACAUUAUAUGUCUUCAGUCACCUGCUGGGUCCCCUUGCAGGAAUACUGCUCCUUCUGACCAGUAGCUUAGAUCAGAAGUGUAGCAAGAAUCCAUUCUUGUGGCCCAGUUGUUAGCACUGAUUUUGUAGUGCAAACGGUUACCCCUAGAGUGAUCAGCCCACACCUUCUUAUACAUAGGGCUCACAUUCAGAAAGGUUUGCAGAUAGUUUUCCUGCUGCUUCACACUCCGCCAACAUAUUUCCUCUCUGCAUGACUUCUGUUGUGUCUCCUGAUCUGCUGAUGGUGCUCUUUAUAUUAACAGCCUCCCACACUUCCACCCCCUUUCAUUUUGUCCCACAUCCAUUCUGCUUCUUCAUCUGCCUCAAACAGAUAAAAAAUUGCUCAAAUAGAAAUGUAAUAUAUCUUUAGUUUUCAAAUCCAUUAAAUUGUGUACAAAAUAAUUUUUGUGACUGUGCAUAUCUUUUAUCAACUUUUUGUUUAUCAGAAUAGCUGCUUGAAAUAGAAAUUUAAAGCAUUUCCUCUUAAUUUUAGGGUCCUUGCAUUGGAAACCAGCAGAGCUUGGCUCACAGUAGACUGUGGGAUGCAGUUGUUGGCUUCCUUCACGUUUUUGCUAACAUGCAAAUGAAACUUUCACAGGUAAAUUGUGUUUGUUUAUUUAUUUAUUUCACAAGAUUUUUAUAUACCUCUUAAACCUAUUGGCCACUUUUGAGCACAGAGCCAGACUCACAUAAGGCUUCCAUUUGUGAAUAUUGUCUUUAGAUUUAUUUAUUUUAUUGUUUAUUCUAUUUGUACUCUAGGAUUCGAGUCAGAUUGAGUUGCUGAAGGAGCUACUAGAUCUUCUGAAGGAUAUGGUGGUGAUGCUCUUGUCACUACUUGAAGGUUGAAUCUUUUUUAAAAAGUUAUUGCUAUGCAAUUCAAACAUCACCAUCAUUUUUAAUACGUAGAGUUUAUCCUUAAUUUAUAUUCAGACCAUCACAAUAAUUCUACUUGGUAAUUUGGAUGAAUGAAUGAAAUUUUAUUGUCUAAAGCCAUAGCCACCACCACAAAUAAUUCUAAAUAAGAAAUGGGCAUAAAUUUAGUUGUGCAAUAAUACUGAACAGUAGUUCUCAACCAAGGGUACAUUUUAAACAAGCUUAUAAUAAGCAUGAAAACACUUUCUCCACAUUUCUAAGGAUGUAUAAGAAAUAUAUUUUCAAUGUAUGUUUAUAUAAAAACUAAGUAACGAUUUUUAAACUCACAAUGUAGGUAAUGUUGUAAAUGGCACUAUCGGGAAACAGAUGGUGGACACUCUGGUUGAAUCAUCUAGCAAUGUAGAAAUGAUAUUGAAGUUCUUUGACAUGUUUCUCAAGUUGAAGGAUCUAACGAGCUCAGAAGCUUUCAAAGAGUAUGACCCAGAAAGUAAAGGCAUAAUUUCAAAGAAGGAAUUCCAGAAAGCCAUGGAAGGUCAAAAGCAAUAUACGCAAUCAGAGAUUGAGUUCCUGCUGUCCUGUGCAGAAACGGAUGAAAACGACAUGUUUAACUAUGCCGAUUUUGUUGAAAGAUUUCACGAGCCGGCAAAAGAUAUUGGAUUUAAUGUGGCCGUCCUCUUAACAAACCUAUCAGAACACAUGCCAAAUGAUUCGAGGCUUCAGACUCUAUUAGAUCCAGCAGAAUGUGUCCUUAACUAUUUUGAACCUUACCUUGGGCGCAUUGAGAUAAUGGGUGGUGCCAAGAAGAUAGAGCGGGUUUAUUUUGAGAUCAGUGAAUCCAGUAGGACGCAGUGGGAAAAGCCUCAAGUGAAAGAAUCAAAAAGGCAGUUUAUUUUUGAUGUUGUAAAUGAAGGUGGGGAACAAGAGAAGAUGGAGCUUUUUGUGAACUUCUGCGAGGACACGAUUUUUGAAAUGCAGUUGGCAUCUCAGAUAUCUGAAUCGGAUACAGUUGACAGACCUGAGGAGGAGGAAGAUGAGCCUUGCUAUGUGAGGGAAAUUGGAGAAGAUGAGAAAGGAGAACAGUCCCUUGAAUCAGCUUCAGCUUUUGCUAUGGCAUGCGUUGCAAUAAAGAAAAAUGCUGCCACUGUUUUUAAAAUGAUAAGACUGAAAAACUUAAGAAAACAGUACAGAAAAGUGAGAAAGAUGACUGUAAAAGAAUUGGUUAAAGUAUCUUUUUCCUUUCUCUGGAUGCUAUUUGUAGGAUUCUUCCAAAUGUUUCUCACUAUACUGUGCAGUAUAUUUCAGAUUCUUUGGAGUACUGUGUUUGGGGGUGGCCUAAUAGAAGGAGCCAAAAACAUUAGAGUUACUAAAAUUUUAGGAGACAUGCCUGACCCAACACAGUUUGGAAUUCACGAUGAUGUCCUUGAAGCAGAAAAAGUUGAAGUUACAGAACAUGGCAUAACAGCUGAAAUUGUGCAGUUUGUUAAAAAUGAGAAGGGAGAAACUGAUAUCUUGUCAGAUAUUUUUGGCAUUCAUACGAAGAAAGAGAGUGGAUCAAAGCAUGGUCAUGCUGUUGGCCUAGGGGAUAUCGCUGAUAUCAUUGGAUCAGAUACCCCUCCUUCUUUGGAAAGUGCAGUUCGCAAGAAGAAAAAAGCACAGGUAAACAAUAAAUGUGUUAUAUCUUAUUUUAUUCAAUAUGCUUCCUAACUGGUUGAUUAUGGGAAGAGACUUUAUUCUCGGCAGAAAGCUAAACCACAGAGACUCAAAGUUCUUCAAGCCCCUGGUGCUUUCCAGACAGAAGUGUAGGGUCUUCCUGAUGCCCAUAGUGUAUCCUAGAUUACCUGACAAUCUAGCAGUUUGAAAGUGUACCAGUGCAAGUAGAUAAAUAGGUACUGCUGCAAAGGGGGAGGUAAAUGGCGUUUCCGUGCACUCUGGCUUCCAUCCCAGUGUUCUGUUGCGCCAGAAGCUGUUAGUCCUGCUGGCCACAUGACCUGGAAAGCUGCCUGUGGACAAACGCCAGCUCCCUUGGCUUGAAAGCAGAGAUGAGUGCUGCACCCCAUAGUCGCCUUUGACUAGACUUAACCAUCCAGGGGUCCUUUACCUUUUUAUCUUUACCUUAUCCUAGUUUACUAUAAACUUUUUGAGUUCACAGCAUUAUUUUAACCUUUUGAAAUUGGGCAUACUUAAUUCUCUAUCAUAUCCAAAUUCAAAGUACUUUCAACAUUUUUCAGACACCUGAAAUUGCAAAGGAUGAUGAAUCGGAAACAAGAACAGAAUCUGAGAAGGCUGAGUAAGUUAUUUUUAGCUCUUACAUUCUUGGGAAUGACUGUUUUCCCAUUUCCAGUGAAAGGUCAGCAGAGUGGGUUGAUGACUCCACCUAGUGAUCAAAAGGCAGGCAGCAACCUUUUGGGAGGUAAGACUCCCAGCAUGCAGUUCUGCUCCUGCAUUUGGUCAAGAUGCAGCAGUUCCCUUUCCCUGAUCACAUCAUGGCUUAUUCCAUAAGAGCUGCAACAGCCAAUGCUGCAUUUUCAUCUUGUGCUCCUCUACAGGAAAUCUUGGGCAGCGCCCGGUAUCUUCACCUGGAUGCCUGUGCAUCAUGGGAUGUGGCAGUGGGCAGGACCUCCCACCAGACCUUUGUGCAGCUGCACUCCCUCCCUAGAGAGUUUGGCUGCUGUACAUCCUAUUUUGCCGACCUUUCAAUGCAAAUGGGGGAAAGUAUAAUUGUAUCUACCUGAAGUGUAGUUUUCCAUAGUUUGUUUGGCUGUAGGAUUCUUGUUAUUAUUGACACUGGGAGGUAGCAUGGUUCUUACUUAUAUCCAGGGGCGUAGGAAGGGGUGGGGUGGGGCGGACCGCCCUGGGUGCCCUCACUGAGGGGGGUGACAUUCGGUGCACCACCCACCCGCCCAUGACUCUCAAGCCUACCUCUCAAGCCUACCCUGAGCUGUUGGGGUAAGGGGGGAGCUGUGCCGCUUUUCCGGUGGCAUUCCCCCCUUCCCCUUUGUUUUGACAGCUUGGGGGAGGCUUGGGAGUUGCAGGCGGGUGGUGCACCAAAUGUCCGCCAUGGGUGGCUCGCUCUGCCCCCGUGAGCGGCUCGCUCUGGCCCUGGCUGCAGGGGGCGCAUGCUGCUCCGGGCACCCGAGCAGCUAUCCCGCACCUGGGAGGGCACGCCCUCCUCAGGAGUGCGCCCGCCCUGGGCAGCAUGGGCAUAUGCUCCACCACUGCUUCUAUCCUUGCACUCCUGGCUGUCAGGCUUGGUAAGCCUGCAGACUGGAUGCAUGCUCCGAGUUCUGCCUCCCAAAAGGUUCCUGCCUGCCUUUUGACCACUAGGUGAUGCCAUCAACCCAUUUGGCUGACCUUUAAGAAACUGAAAACUACCUUUCAGGUAGGUACAAAUGUACUUUUUAAUGUUCAUGUGUGCCGAGGUGAAUGAGCUUCAGGCAGACCUCAAGCACAAGUUCCACUUUGAAUUGAUGUGUCUAGCAGUUCUUGAACAGUAUGUUAAAGCAGUUUAGUUUUAAAAGCCUCCUCAAAGCCCUAAAGUGAAAACAAAAGGAUUAAACAUCAGGGAGGAAGCAUUAGAAUCCUCUUGACUAUUGUAGUUUUCGGUGCCAUGCUUGCAUGUAAUUAAUGCCAACGUUUAGAAGCAAGGAGGUGAUAAGAUCUGAUCAGUUUAUACCCAAGUUAAAGAAACUGAUAUAUUCUCUCUCUCUCUCUCUCUCUCUCUCUUUUCAUUGUUACUAUUUGUCUUCACAGUUCUAUAAAAAUGAAAUUUCCCCUCUUGCUGCACUCACAGUUUUAUUUUCCCCUUAUAAUCUUAUUCUCCUAUAAUCUCUAGAAUUGCAGAGCCAAUAACAGGGUUUAGCAGUGUACUAAAAGGCUUGGGCUUGCCAGUCAGAAGGUUGGUGGUUCGAAUCCCCAUGACAGGGUGAGCUCCCGUUGCUCGGUCCCUGCUCCUGCCGCCCUAGCAGUUCGAAAGCACAUCAAGUGCAAGUAGAUAAAUAGGUACUGCUCUGGCUGGAAGGUAAACAGCGUUUCCGUGCGCUGCUCUGGUUCGCCAGAAGCGGCUUAGUCAUGCUGGCCACAUGACCCGGAAGCUGUCUGCAGACAAACGCCAGCUCUCUCGGCCAAUAAAGCGAGAUGAGCGCCGCAACCCCAGAGUCGUCUGUGACUGGACCUAACGGUCAGGGGUACCUUUACCUUUACCUAAAAGGCCAAUAUCUGAUUUUAAAAGUCAAUCCUUUAUUAGGCAUAGCAAACAUCACAUUAUUAAACAAGCACCAUAUACAAAUUGUGCAAAAUAUGAGCUCAGCAUAACAAGGUUUGUCCGAGUCAGAUCUUUAACUCCAGAGAAAAUCAAUUUGUAUAGAUAAUACAAUAUAACAUAAUGUGAGGGCGAUCUGGCUGCGACAUCUGUCACUCCAUUGAUCGCCAGGGUUGAUUCAGCUGAUCUGGCUGGCAAGGCGGGUGUCCCCUUCCUCCCUCACCGCUCCAUGUGCAUCUCUCCCAAAGCUGUGCGCUCGGUGGAAGAGGACGACCAUCCCAGAUAGAAGGAGUGUACCGUUCUUCGGUCAAGGGUAUAUGAUACAGUGGUGCCUCGCAAGACGAAAUUAAUUCGUUCCGCGAGUUUUUUCGUCUAGCGAAUUUUUCGUCUUGCGAAGCACGAAAUCCCAUAGGAAUGCAUUGAAAUUCAAUUAAUGUGUUCCGAUGGUCAAAAAAAGUCCAAACAAAGCCAAAUUUGGUACAACAAGAGUUUAUUAAGUGCUCUUUAAAGUCACACCCACCACACAGAAAUUCAAAUCCAUAUUUUUUUAAAAAAAACAGCAGAGUGGCCCAAUGGUCACAGAAAAUCAUAAAAAUGCAGAAAAAAACCACACAAGCUUCCAGAUUCUUGCAAACCCCUCCUCAACUGUUCCCCCAGCCACCCACCACACAGAAAUUCAAAUCCAGAUUUUUUUAAAAAAAAACAGCAGAGUGGCCCAAUGGUCACAGAAAAUCAUAAAAAUGCAGAAAAAAAAACACACAAGCUUCCAGAUUCUUGCAAACCCCUCCCCAGCACCAAGUCCUUGAAUUCCAAACACCCCAACCCAAAAUCCAAACCCCCCCAAAAAAGUUUUAAAAGUUUAAAAUAAGUUUUGGAAAAGCUUCAAAAAUCACCAAAGUCUUCAAAAACCUCAAAAAAGGCUACCACACCGCGUUCUAUGAGUUGCUCCUCGAAGUCAAGUCGCAACUGUAUUAACGGUGUUAAGAAAAGGAAACAAACUUGCAAGACGUUUUCGUUUUUCGGCUUGCAAAGCAAGCCCAUAGGGAAAUUCGUCUUGCGAAGCAGCUCAAAAAACGGAAAACCCUUUCGUCUAGCGAGUUUUUCGUCUUGCGAGGCAUUCGUCUUGCGGGGCACCACUGUAGCUGUGCUCCCCUGCUAGAACCUCCAAACAAGCAAAUAUUUGAUUAUUAUUCUCUGUUGUACAGAGAAUAAAAUGGCAACCAUUACCAAUUCUUGACCUUUGAAAGCCAUCUAAGUACUAAUACAGUUGUAGCAAAUUCCUUAAAUUAAAAAUACAUGGUGUGAAAUAGUGUUUUUUUCCUUGUCUGUCCUGAAUCUCCUGUGAAAGAAUUUCAGUGGAUGACCCUGAGUUCUAGGAGUGAGGGAGAAAAGCAUUUCUCUAUCCAUUGUCUCCAUAACAUGUACUGUAUCUGCUAUAUAUUUUGGGAAGUGGUGGUUUGUUCACUAUAUGUUAAAGUGCAUUUAGGAUAUUUUGCCCCAGUGUGUGUCAUCUUACAUUGAAACUCAUUUGCCAGUUGGGCCAGAAUUAAUUGUCAGGAUCUUAUUUGUGAGCAGUGCAGAAAACAUGCCUCUUUGUUAAUAAUUGUUCUCAUAUUCUAUAGCAUGGAGGAUGGUGAGAAACAAGAUAAAAUAAAGGAUGAUAUGUAUUCUGAACAUAUGGAACUAGAAGAACCUAGAAAACGGAAACGAAGGCAUGGGCAAAAAAUUGAGAAACCUGAUGCAGUUAUGGCCAACUUUUUUAAAGUAUUGGAAGUUUAUCAGACAAAAAUGCUGGUAUGUUGACCUUCUUUCUUACUUUUGGCCAAUGAUUAUAUUAGAAAAUAGCAUUAUAUUAUAUUGUAUUGUAUUGUAUUGUAUUAUAAUACAAUGCUAUUUUCUAAUAUAUAUUAUAUUAUAUAUAAUAUUAUAUAUUAUAAAAUAUGAUAUUAUAUAUAUUAUAUAUAUUAUAUGUAUUAUAUUAUAUAUAUCAUAUCAUAUUAUGUUAUAUUAUAUUAUAUUACAUUAUAAAAUAGCAUUUUUCACACUUGGAGGAUAAGUAAGAUAUGUUGGUGCAUUAUUAAGAGGUUUUUAAUAAAGAGACAACACUUGGAAAAGAAAGUAUGAAAUGGAACAUAAUUGAUAUAUAAUGAUGAUGUAAAGCAUUUUUGGGGGGAUCUGCUUUAUUAAUUUGCUUUCUUCCUUUUCAGUUCUGAUUCUUGUUUUAGGAACUAAUAACAUUCUUUGCAUUUUCAGCACUUUUUGGCCCGAAAUUUCUACAAUUUAAGAUUUCUUGCACUUUUUGUUGCAUUCGCCAUCAACUUUAUCCUGCUUUUCUACAAGGUAAUGUAAUUGUAUCAGUUCCGACAAGACGCCUUCAUUUUCCACAGUGACAUUUGCUAUCCUGUGGUGAAAAUUUAGACUACUAUUAAAGUAAGCAGACUCAACUAAUCAUCAAAUAAAUGCCAGUAUAAAAUGUAUUAACCCAAUUAAGGGUGAAAUUAUUAUUCAUUAAUUGAUUUCAUGGAAAAGAUGAAUUUGAACUGGGGACUUGAGAGUCAUAGGUCAGUUUCUUCACCACUGCACAACACUACACCAACAUCAGCAUAAUAUAUGGCAGUGUUUAACAUACAGACAUGCUUUAUUCUGUGUUUAAUCUGUUGGGAGCUGCCCAGAGUGCCUGGGCGGGGUACAAAUAAUAAAUUAUGAAGGUGAUGAUGAUGAUGAACUUAAAUUCUCUUCCUCCACCCCCUCAAUACAUGAGGUGCUGUUCAACUAAGCAUUACUCAUAGUAUACCCACUGAAAUUAAUGGCCCUAACUUAGUCAAGUUGAUUAAUUUUAAUGGAUUUACUCUGAGUAAAACGUCAUUGCUUAUAUAGUACCUCUGCCCUGGGUGGUUGAAGAAAUGUGCAUGGAAAAAUCACAUUUCAGUGGGCCUGAGAAAUAAUGUGCAGGAGCUGUGGCCAAGCAAACUGCAACAUGAUAACAUCACUAUAAUUCAAAAUAUUAGACAACAACUUUAAUAAAAAAUAUGGAAAAAAUGCUAGAAAAAUUCUACCACAUGUCCUUUUAAAAUAUAUAUCUAUAUUUAUUGUGUAUACCUGCACUCCUUGUUUGUGUAUCAAUUUCAGGUGACAGAAGAGCCAUUUGAAGAAAUGGAAGAAGAUUCAGAUCUGUGGCAUUCUUUAGAGGAGGAGGAAGAUGAAGAUGGAGUAGUCUUCUUUGUUUUACAAGAGAGUACAGGCUACAUGGCACCAACACUUAGGGCUCUAGCUGUUAUCCAUACAAUCAUCUCUUUUGUAUGUGUUAUUGGAUACUAUUGUUUAAAGGUUAGUAAUUUCACCCUAAAUUAUCCAGUAAUAAAAGCCUCUUCAUAUUACGGUUUUUCCAUUGCUCGUUUCCAAUUGCCAUUCUCUUAUUGAUGCUACUGAAUGCUUUUUUGUUUUCAUUUACAUACUUCAAUGAUACCUUAUUAUUGUUAUUUUAUUAAGUAUUUUUGUGUUCUUAGCUCCUUUGGGCCCUGUGUAUGGUAAGAUAGAAUAUACCGUAUUUUUCGUUCUAUAGGACGCACCGGCCCAUAGGACGCACCUCGUUUUUUGGGGGGGGAAUGAAUAAAAAAAAUUAUUCCCCCCCCCCCCGCCGCGGCUGCCGCCCCAAGCCUCGCGUGCUUCGGGCUGCAGGCUACCGCCCCAAGCCUCGCAGCCUGCCGCCCGAAGCCUCGCGCGCUCGGCGGGACCUCCUGCCGGGCGCGCAAGGCUUGCGGACACUCGCCCGAAGCACGGGGAGCCCUCCGGAGGGCUCCCGUGCUUCGGGCGACAUGCUGCCGCCCGAAGCCUCGCGCGCUCGGCGGGACCUCCUGCCGGGCGCGCAAGGCUUGCAGACACUCGCCCGAAGCACGGGAGCCCUCCGGAGGGCUCCCCGUGCUCGGGCGACAAGCUGCAGCCCCAAGCCUUGCGCGCUCGGCGGGACCUCCUGCCGGGCGCGCAAGGCUUGCAGACACUCCCGAAGCACGGGGAGCCCUCCGGAGGGCUCCCAGUGCUCGGGCGACAAGCUGCCGCCCGAGCCUCGCGCGCCGGCGGGACCUCCUGCCGGGCGCGCAAGGCUUGCAGACACUCGCCCGAGCACGGGAGCCCUCCGGAGGGCUCCCCGUGCUUCGGGCGACAGCUGCAGCCCCAAGCCUUGCGCGCCGGCGGGACCUCCUGCCGGGCGCGCAAGGCUUGCAGACACUCGCCCGAGCCUCGCGCGCUCGGCGGGACCUCCUGCCGGGCGCGCAAGGCUUGCAGACACUCGCCCGAGCACGGGAGCCCUCCAGAGGGCUCCCCGUGCUUCGGGCGACAGGCUGCUGCCCCAGGCCUCGCGCGCCGGCGGGACCUCCUGCCGGGCGCGCAAGGCUUGCGGACACUCGCCCGAGCACGGGAGCCCUCCGGAGGGCUCCCCGUGCUUCGGGCGACAGGCUGCUGCCCCAAGCCUCGCGCGCUCGGCGGGACCUCCUGCCGGGCGCGCAAGGCUUGCAGACACACGCCCGAAGCACAGGGCGCCCUCCGGAGGGCUCCCCGUGCUUCGGGCGACAGGCUGCUGCCCCAAGCCUCGCGCGCUCGGCGGGACCUCCUGCCGGGCGCGCAAGGCUUGCGGACACUCGCCGGGGCUGAAGGCUGCUGCCUGCAAGCCUUGUGAGCCCGCGGGAACUCCCACUGGGCUUGCAAGGCUUGCGGAUAGCUUCCUGAAGCCUGGAGAGCGAGAGGGGUCGGUGCGCACCGAUGCCUCUCGCUCUCCAGGCUUCAGCGAAAGCCUGCAUUCGCUCCAUAGGACGCACACACAUUUCCCCUUCAUUUUUGGAGGGGAAAAAGUGCGUCCUAUGGAGCGAAAAAUACGGUACAUUUGAUAGAUCUCAGCUCCAUUUACUGAUUGUUCUCUGGAUCCUACAACAAGGCAUAUAUAUAAUCUUAAAUUCUUCACAAUUCCCAUAAUCAGUAGAUAAAGAAGAUAGUUUCCAAUUGUACAGUUCAGGAACACUGUAAAAUGCAAUAUUCCAAACUAUUUUCAAGACAUUUCUAAACAUUCAGCUUCCUUUGGAGCUUCCAAAUAAUUAUUUUUGCAAUAGGUUCCUUUGGUUGUAUUCAAACGGGAGAAGGACAUUGCAAGGAAGCUGGAAUUUGAUGGUCUGUAUAUUACCGAACAACCCUCCGAAGAUGACAUUAAAGGACAGUGGGAUCGCCUCGUCAUAAAUACACCGUAAGUAACAUGGAGUACAACCUUGCUCCUGCUUCUUGAUCAGAAGUUCAGCUAAAGAAGGCCAACACAAGCUGCUUGUAGUUUUUGCUGUUAGGCCACAUUCCUGUUUUACUUCGGCACUAUGGUUACUUUUCACCAUGCCUGCUUCCCAUGCUACUUGAUAAUGUAUGCAAUGGGGAGGCUACAUAGGAAAGAAGGGUGACAUUACUUCCCAUAUCAUCAUCAUCGUUGCCCCAGCCGCUCUAGAUGGCUUUCAACAUAAUACAAACACAGCAAAUGUCAGACACUGAAAACUUCCCGAUAAGGGCUGCCUUCAGAUGUCUUCAGAAAGUUGUGCAGUUGUUUAUUUCCUUGACAUCUGAUGGGAGGGUGUUCCACAGGGUGGGUGCCACUACUGAGAAGGCCCUCUGCCUGGUUCCCUGUAGCUUUGCUUCUCGCAGUGAGGGAACCACCAGAAGGCCCUCAGCGCUGGACCUCAGUGUCCGGGCUAAACGAUUGGGGUGGAGAUGCUUCUUCAGGUAUACAGGGUCAAGGCUGUUUAGGGCUUUAAAGGUCAUCACCAACACUUUGAAUUGUGCUCGGAAGCAUACUGUAAAUCUUUUAGGGCCGGCGUUAUGUGGUCCCUGCAGUUGUUCUUGGUCAUCAGUUUAGCAGCCACAUUCUGGAUUAGUUGUUUCCGAGUCACCUUCAAAGGUAGCCCCAUGUAGAGCGCAUUGCAGUAGUCCAAGCAGGAGAUAACCAGAGCAUGUCCCAGCUGCUAGGUUGGCAGGAGCAGGGGCCAAGCAAUGGGAGCUCACCCCGUCGCAGGGAUUCAAACUGCCAACCUUCUGAUCGGCAAGCCCUAGGCUCUGUGGUUUAACCCACAGCACCACCCACAUCCCUCACAUUGUUGGAGGUGGUGACUGAUAAAUACAGUUGCUAGUAUCAUGUUUAGGAAAAACUUAACAGAAAUGGUAUUUUUAGUUGUAUUUUCUUUCAGACAUCUAUUUUAUACUUGGCAAUGAACCUAUGAUAAAAAUAAAAUCUAGACAAAUGUAAAGAAAAGAAUGCUUUAAAAGGUUAAUAUGUACGCUGCAGAAAGGAGCUACAUCAUUUUCUUUCACACCUGGCAGGAGCUGGAGAAAAUCUGUAAAAUCCGUAAUUAUGGAUUCGUAAACACGAGUAUCACUUACUGAACAGAAAUUUACAAAUUAUAGGCAAUCACGGGGGGGGGGGGGGGGAAUCACUAUGAGGCAAAAUUCUACCAGUAGAUCAGAAAAUAAUGCCAUCUUCCUUACGCAACCUAUAGCAAUAAAAUACAAAUGUAAUUAAAGUCCUUUUUGUGUUUUUUUGUUAACUAAUUUGAAAUUCUUAUUUAUGUAUCUAUGCAGAUAUUUUCCUAACAAUUAUUGGGACAAGUUUGUAAAACGAAAGGUAAGUUCUUUAAAUAUAUGUCAAGUCAUGCUAUUAAAAAUAACCAGAUAUGUCAAAUUAAGCAUGUUUGUUGUUGCAUUAUGUGUAAGGAAUAAGCAUAAAUUGGGAAUAAAAGGCCACAGUUUUAUUACAGAAUAUUAGCAACAAUGAAGUGAGCUUGUGCUCCAGGUAUACCAUGGCAUUUCUUCUCUCUGUGCUCCUCCCAGCAGUCCCCCCGCCCCGGUCCUUGUUGUAGAUAUAUGACCUGACUGUCUCCAGGCACUGCAACAGUCAUCCGCAACAUGGCAGGGCUGAUGUUGCCAGCCUUCAUGUCUCAUUUGCAGACAUCUUUGUCUCCUCAACCUGCUCCUCUCGGUGAUUUGGAGGGAAUGUCCCUUAAAUCAUAUUAGGAAUAGCCAUCUAUGAUGAUGUAUUAGUGAUAUUUUCAGCUCUUAUUUGCAAGUAUUGCUUUGUCAGGCAUGUAUAGCCCUAGAAAAUAACUCACAUUUAAUUAAUUUACAUAAUAAAAAUGCUUUCUGAUUACUUUUUAUGCUUCUAUUUUUGAAUGCCUCCACUCCUCCUGCCAACUGUCAUUGUUUUAAGAGUAUCAACCUAAGUUGUUAAAACUCCCGACAAAUACUGAUUGAAUUAAAGUUGAUGAUACCUCGUAUCUUUCCCCUCGAAGGUAAUCAACAAGUAUGGUGAUUUAUAUGGAGCAGAACGCAUUGCAGAACUCCUAGGUCUGGACAAAAAUGCUCUGGAUUUCAGCCCAGUGGAACAUACUGAACUAGAGGAGGCAUCCCUUGUUUUGUGGUACGGUGGGAUCUUUAAACUAAAGCCAUAGUAGAUUAGAGGCAAAGCAAAUUCAGGAGUCCCUUUCAAAAGCUACUUUAUUUAUUUAUAAAGUUUGGCCAGGCUGGUGAUGGAGCUAGAUAAAGCAAAUAAGCGUGACGAACAUUGUUGGAACUGUUUAAUUCCUUUUUUAAAAGGGUACAACAACAAAAUCAAGAGAUUUUUCAUCAGCUAAAGAAAUCUUGACACCCUGAUCAGAUGUGGAUGGGUGUAUGACAUGAAAUUGUGGUAGUGCAGAAUGGCUUGUGCCGAUAGGCCAUCCAGUUUUUUAGCAAGACAGCCUGCCAAUAGCAAUUCUGUUCUUUAAAACUAUAGUGCCAUACAGGGGGUGCAGAGUCCUUUACUUGAAAUGGCCCUGUAGUAGUUAAAAUGCUGUUGGGAUGUUGCACAGGUGAGUCAAGCCUGCUUGAGGAAAUUGUGUGCUGAACCAACGUCAUAUUUAGCUACACUGAUUUGUUUUCUGUGUAUAAACGCUGACUUACCUUUCGGUGUUGUGGGCUAGCUCAGCACAACAGCCUCACUGUUUCGUGACACUGCAGUAGAUCAGUAGUGCUGCACCCUAUUUUAAAUACUUAAAAGUAGGUGAUAAAGUUGGAUCAUGUUUGGAGCUGUAAAGAAAAUUAUCCCCAAUACACCUCCAUAAAUUCCCUAGAAUAUUUCAGCGCAUAUCGCUGCUGAAAAACCCCCUAAAACAAUCAAUGUGAGAGAAAUGUAUAUGUUGAUAAAAUAAUGAUUAUACCACUGAUUAAUUUAAUAUUAUUUCUCUAUUAGGUUAAGUUCUAUUGAUGCCAAAUACCAUAUCUGGAAGCUUGGUGUUGUUUUCACUGAUAAUGUAAGUAUACUGUAUGAAUGUGGGAAAAAUCUUCUGCUUCAUUAUUCUCAUUGUUGGUUUACACAGGGAUGGACUAGAUAGGGAACAAACCUUGCACUCGUGUGUCCUUUCUUGCCAUUUGAAUUAGAGACAGUGAUGAGGCAUCCAAAUGGACGUAUCAGGUGCAGAUGAUGUAUUAGACAGAAGGUGGAGCGGUCUGGGAUAGAAUGGUUCAGCUGGUUAUCAUCAGCAUAUAGGAAGCCUUUGUAUAAAUCAUGCAAAGGGAGAGAAUAGUGAUAGAAAAGGAGGCCUCAAUAGAGGCUGAGAAGGAGCUUCAUCCAGCGGCAGUCGUGAAGCAGCAAUCAGAGUUAGAAGGGCAGUCAGCCAGGAACAGACACGGAAGCUUGCAUUGAAGGAACUAAGGAGGAAAAGAUGCUCAAUUGUAUCAAAACGAAAUGGAAACCUUCAAGGACUAAAAGGACAAAGUGGAGACUUUGGAUUUGGCAGUGAGAACAUUAUCUCCAACGUUUCGGAAGUCGGAACGGUCUUCCGGAAUGGAUUACGUUUGAAAACCGAGGUACCACUGUAUUACUACUGACAGCGGUAUUUAUUGGAGCAAUAUUAAGUCAUGACAUGUUUAAAGGCAACGUUACUAAUGAAAAAUCUGUUUCAGAUUUUUUGCAAAUUUGUUUCAUGUAAUUUUUCUGUUGAGCAGAUACAUUCUUUUUAAAGAAUGUCUUGUCUGGUACAUUUUCUUAACCUUUUGUUUUUUACUUUGGAAUCAUUUGGUUAUGUUAAGCAGCCCUAUAUUAACUUUAAAAUUAUUCACUCCCUGUUUACUUUAAACCAAGAACUUCUGCCAUUUUGUUUUCAUGGUUUGCUUGUUCUCAUCCUGAGGUGUCAGUUAGUUUGUCACCAUUCAAGGAAGCAGCAACUGAAACAUGUGAGAUCUGAGGAUCUCAUAAGAAUUUACUUACUAUGGAGCUGAUUAAUAAUGGUGGCUUUGCAGAAGGAAUGUAAUAAAGAUAUUUAAAGUAUUGGGUUGGAUCAAGAUUGGGUUAGAGCCACGUCCUUCAGCUUGCAAGAUGACAUUUUCUGAUUUCUUAGAUCCCUGCAUGAGAAAACUGAACUAAAAUUCAGAGGUGUGCUUCUGCGUGUGCAAGGUGUUGCACACAAUCUCUUGAACCAUGUUUUCUGUUAGCUUUUUCUCAGCAGUUCAUACAAAAGUGCCACUGGUAGAAUGUAUUCUGCUACUGCAUCUCUUGACCCAACCUAAUUAGGAUACUAAAAAUCAAAUUAUGGAUGUAGCGCUCAGGCCUCCUAGAACUGCGAGCCACAAGCAGCUUAAAAUAAUUGACCCAGGGAGAAUUAGGAUUCUUCUUCAGACAAGCUUUCAGCCCCUGUGUUGUAUCUUUGUGUGUUGCUCUUGUAUAGAACUGACUGCCAUGGUAGAAAAGCAUUUUAUAAAUAAUUUUAAUAAUAAUAAUAAUAAAGCACAAUACUUGAAAAAUGAGAGUAGCAGCAGUUGCUGACAUUUAACGUUUUCUUUAGUCCUUCUUGUACUUAGCUUGGUACACAACCAUGUCAAUUCUUGGUCAUUACAACAACUUCUUCUUUGCUGCCCACCUUCUCGAUAUUGCUAUGGGUUUUAAGACUCUGCGUACCAUCCUGUCUUCUGUAACCCACAAUGGCAAACAGGUGAGUGACUGGCAACAUCAUUUCUUUUAAAAUGAAUUAUUCUCCUGCUGGGGUGGGGAACCUCUGGCCCACCAGACGAUGCUGAACUGCAACUUCCACCCUCCUUGUCAUUAGCCCUGUUGGCUAAGCCAAUGGAAACUUAAUUCAGCAACGUCUGGAGGGCCAAAGGAUCCCCAUCCCUCCUCUACUGAGAAAUAAUACUAAUGCUGGAAUACAAUUAGUAUAUGGAACAACUGAAAACAUUAGUAUUGUCUUCAAGUACAUCAUUAAAAACAGAGUUGCUGCGAAUAAUGUAGAAGUGCACAACGGUCAAGUUUGAAGAAUGUUAUACAUAAUUACAUAAUUAACAACCUCAUGGGAUGCAUCUCCGAGUGUAUUGUACCAUUCAGACUGCAGAUGAGACAAACCAAUCAACAAUUUGAAUGAUUCCCUCUAUUUUUAAAAAACUCCGUGUAAAAAGAAAAAAUCUAGAAGGCCAGAGAGAAUGUUAUGGCUUAGCCACCUCUUACAUGCUGGAGUGGCUGGGGAAACCCAGCUAGAUGGGCGGGGUAUAAAUUAUUAUUAUUAUUAUUAUUAUUAUUAUUAUUAUUAUUAUAUGCUGCCUUUGAAUAUGCUUGAAGCGUUCUUCCCCCAUCCCAGAGGGAACAUUCAGAUAUUUACAUUCUACAGUCCAAUGACAGAUUCAUCAUGCAUGGCUACAUGUCAUAUGUUUUAUAUCUUAAUUUCAGAAUGGUGGUAUGGUAUGUUAGGUUGAACAAUUUUCUUUUUCAUAAUUGUGUGGGAGAGAUUAUGUAUGAUUGCAUGCACACACGAAAUAUAAAAACAGAUGUCAAUAGUUUAAUGCUGUUUCCAGGGGAACAGGCAGUUUUCUCUGUACAAUAUGUGAACCUUAUCUGCUUUUUAAAACAAGCACUAUUCCACAUUCCUUUCACUUGAUUUAGUGUCUUCCAUUCUAACAUUUGUCCAGAUCCACUUCCAGUUGUGUUUUCAAAAGGUGAAUCCUCAUGAUUCCCUUCUAGUUGGGCAUCCUAUUAUAGACAGCCUUGCCUGGGCACUGGGAGUGCGAACUAACUGCCUGUGUUUUCUCUGUUCAAGGCAAAUUUCUGGGCUUUUAUGUGAAUUUGAUAGGAAUGUUUGGAAAACAUUGGGGGGGGGGGCAAACAGUGGGGUGCUCAAGCAUGUCUUUCUAUGGUUAUCGUCAUGAAAAACAAUGCCUGAUGGGGUGAUUCAGUCCACAAAAACAGGUACACAACUUCACAACACACGGAGCAAUUUGAACCACAUAUAAAAACUGGCCGAGGAAUGGCUGUAGCAAUACUACAGUCUGUACCCUCAAACCUUGUUUGUCUCAAUAUAUUUUUCAUGAAAUACAGCAUUCAUAAUACUCUUGUCACAUUUUUAGGGCAUCAUAGGCCAAAUUCAACAAAGUGGCCCCAUUAGCAGAAGCCUGUGCAAGGACUUCUGCUAGCACAACUAUCUCCUCCCUCUCCCCCCACCUCAGCGGUUCUGGGGCUUCAGGGGAAUCUGCAGAACAACACACAGAAAAGGGAGGUUGUUUCAUCUAGUAAACAGAAAUUAUUGUGUUGACACAACAAUUGUUUUUGUGUGACAAUGAUCCUCUCCAUGUUUUUUUAAUUCUUUAUUGUCUAGGAAUUUUAGUUCAUAUAUAUAUUAGUGAGUGAGAUUUUAAUCCCUAAUUGCUAUUUUUCCUCAUGUGAUACUUUAUUUUGGAUAGCUUGUUUUGACUGUUGGACUCUUGGCUGUAGUGGUAUACCUUUACACGGUUGUGGCAUUCAACUUCUUCCGCAAAUUUUAUAACAAGAGUGAAGAUGAAGAUGAGCCAGACAUGAAGUGUGAUGACAUGAUGACGGUAAGUACCAGGACAUCACGGCAAUUAUUUUAACUCAGAAAUGUUACUGUGUGGGUAAAAGUACUAUAUGGAUGUUUUUACAACGCACAUUAAAAAACACAUCAAAGUGAAUAUUAUAUCUUUUUAUCUAUUAGAUUUAUGUACCACCCUUCAUCACAAGAUCUUAGGGUGGCUUACAAGCUAAAAAUGCAAGGCACAAAUAAAUAGUUAAAACAAAAACAACAAAUCAAGCCCCCCUUCUCACAAACAUAUUUAAAAGGCUGUAGAAUGUUAAUCAGCCAAUCAGUCAUUUUAAAUCAUGUAUACAGGCAUUUUAAUAAUAAAAACCAUGGCCCUAUAGUGCCCAAUUUAAAGUGAAUAGAGAUUAGUAUUCAGAACCUAAAGAGAAAUCAAUAUACUUGAAAGUUUUGUUCGGAUGUUUCUUGAUAUUAUACCACGAUGUGUGUAAGGCUCAAAUAAUUUUCAAGGCCACUUUACUAUUGUUGUUUAAAAUUAAACACAGCUGUAUUGCUAUAUUAUACACAAUUUUUGCAACAUUUCUAACUUGGUGUCUUCUUUGAGACUUCUGGAGUCUGUCUUUCAGAGGUUGGACCGUCCCUAUAGAAGAGUCAGUUUACAAACUCAUAGGAGGAGGAAUGAAGGAUUUCAAACGUUCUUCACUGUCCACCAGAGAACAUGAGAACUGAUUUGGGGGGCAUUAUCUACUAGGAAGUUUUCCUUAGCAAGACCAAUUGAAAUGAAUGAAUGCUGUGCGAAAGCAUGGUAGUGGAUUUUGUCCUUUGCAAAAAUAUUACGUGUUUUAGAUUUCAUCAGAUUAAUUCCAUUCCAAAUAUCUGGGAAAUCUCCAGCCAACCAGGCCUCCCCAUUUGGCCUGUGAGGUCAUUUUGGGCAACCCAUGUCUCUCUCCUCCCCCCCAAUACCUUACACCAGGUGUGGGGCUGAGAACCAGGUGAUUGUUGGGCAUUUGGGAAGCACCUGAAAAAUAACUUUGCCAGCCCUGUACUCAGUGCUACCUAAAUCCCAAGUAGGCAAAGGAGAGGACCUAAUGAUUAGUUUUUUUCAUUUGUUUGGGAACCAAUGUGAUGGGGACUUUGGCAGCUGUAAAUCACCUGAAGUCAUUAUGUCAGAUGAUUAACUGGUGAGUGUCAAAGCUGACCCAUGAGUGAGUUGGGAAGGUAAGGAUCUGGCUCACUGGGCUGAAAAGCUUCUCCACUUGAUAUAGAACAGGCUUCCUCAACCUCGGCUCUCUAGAUGUUUCUGGCCUACAACUCCCAUGAUCCCUAGCUAGCAGGACCGGUGGUCAGGGAUGCUGGGAAUUGUAGUCUCAGAACAUCUGGAGGGCUGAGGAUGAGGAAGCCUGCUAUAGAACAUGAUAUAAAAUGUAAUAGCUGUUUAAAAAUUGUACUUUUUACUCUUAUAAUUUAAAGCAGUUGGAUUCUCUGUCGUGAAAAGUAACAAAUUCUUUUUUCCAGUGUUACCUCUUCCACAUGUAUGUGGGUGUAAGAGCAGGUGGAGGCAUUGGAGAUGAAAUUGAAGACCCUGCAGGAGACCCUUAUGAGAUGUAUCGAAUUGUUUUUGAUAUCACGUUUUUCUUCUUUGUCAUUGUCAUCCUAUUGGCCAUCAUUCAAGGUAUGUUGAUUGUGACGUGCUAUUGGCAUUCUAUAUAUAUUCAAUAUAUGUAAAGAGUAAGGUAGGGAUGCGGGUGGUGCUGUGGUUUAAACCACAGAGCCUAGGACUUGCCGAUCAGAAGGUUGGCAGUUCGAAUCCCCGCGUUGGGGUGAGCUCCCGUUGCUCGGUCCCUGCUCCUGCCAACCUAGCAGUUCGAAAGCACGUCAAAGUGCAAGUAAAUAAAGAGCUACCACUCCGGCGGGAAGGUAAACGGCAUUUUCGUGUGCUGCUCUGGUUCACCAGAAGCGGCUUAGUCAUGCUGGCCACAUGAUCCGGAAGCUGUACGCCGUCUCCCUCGGCCAAUAAAGCAAGAUGAGCGCCACAACCCCAGAGUCAUCUGCGACUGGACCUAAUGGUCGGAGUCCCUUUACCUUUACUUAAAGAGUAAGUUUAGAAAAGGAAAGUGUCCAAACCUGUUUCCAGUGUGUAAGCAAAGAAAUGCAAAAUGUAUUGACAGACACACUGGGCAUUUAUUCCUUUACAGUCCUUUAAGAAAGACAAUUAGUUAACUGAAAAGAAAGACAUGUAUUUUAAACACCUCCACUAAAAUAUUAAAGGGUAUAAAUGCUGCAAAUGUUCUUUUUUAUAAAAAUGUGAGCUACUAUACACUACUUCCAUUCCAUUCAAUAAUAGGUCUGAUUAUUGAUGCCUUUGGUGAAUUAAGAGACCAGCAAGAGCAGGUGAAAGAAGAUAUGGAGGUACUGAUAAAUGUUUUUAUUUAUUCAUUUCUCUAUUUCAUAAAAUGUAUACAACCAUUUGAUCGUUUAAAAAAAGAAACCCUCAAAGUGAUGAAGUAAACGAGCAUAUUUUUGUAAAUUUUAUUUCAGUAAGAUAUUAUACCCAAUUACUGAUAGGAAUCUAGGCUAAUUCAUCAUGGCUUAACCUUCUGUUUUAUUUCUAGACCAAAUGUUUUAUUUGUGGAAUUGGUAAUGACUAUUUUGACACAACCCCCCAUGGAUUUGAAAUGCAUACUUUACAAGAGCACAACUUGGCCAACUACCUGUGAGUAUAUGCACAUUCUUUCUUUGUUAAAUACAAACCUCUAAUGAACUUUUAGCACUAGCCUUACUGUGUAACCCAUUGCAUGUCUACUCUGAAGCCUUUUUUAAUUCAAUGGUGCUUCCUCCCACGGAAGCGCGUACAAGAUUCUAAGUGUGUGCAUAUAUGAUUGCAACCUUAAUCUCUGAAACUCAGUCUCCUCAGCACUGUGGUUACUGAUCCAAGACUCAGGAAAUUAUUCAUGUGCAGGUGAAAACUAUGUGAACAGCUGGAGCUUUUUGUUUACAUUUUCUCCAUGGUAAAUCUUGCUGCUAAAGCCCCUUUAGAGAUUGGGAUCUGUCAAAGCCUUGCUUUGUAAAGUACCGUAGACAUAAUUCUGCACCAUCAUAAUCAUUAGUAAGAAGUUGAAUAUGAAGUAAUGAAUAGCUAAGGCUUAUCCUAUCUGUAUUUGAUCUUAUUUAAAAAAAUUAUAAGCUGCUUUGAAUGAUUAGUCAUAACCAGAAAUAAAAUAUUGCAGAAAGUAGCAAGAUCAACUUCUUUAGGAGUGGAAGCUUCUUCAAUGAGAAUACAUCAAAGGAUGUUUUGAUUGGUUUUCUAAUUCAAGGCCUGUUGCCCACCCUCCUUGGAUUUCCAAAUAUAAUUUAUUGGCAUAUGUGCAUAAAAUUAGAUAUGGUAUUUUCAGUAAUUCAAAAGACAGAAUACCUGCGAAAGGAAAAGUAGCACUCUAAAGAGCCAGUUUUCAGAAAGGUGAACACACGGUGAGGCAACAGCCAGAAUCUCCAUGUAUAAGUUCAUACUAAUCUGUAUCCAUGUUCUGGUUAUUUAGACUGUGAAAGAGAAAUACGGUCCCUGAGGGUGAAACAAAUUUGUUUUUUGUGGGGUUUUUUUAAAAAAGAGAAACAUCCAACAAAUGUUUCAUUUUCUACCCACAAUUUCCCCCCUCCUUUUGUGUCUGUUUCUGGGUACAUUUGUCAACAUUUUUUUGGAUUGUGAACUGGCAGGCACACAUUUAUAUUUACCUAUAUACAAUAUUCAGCAUAAUUUAUGCACUUUUACAAAGAGCAGAAAAAAUAUAUUAAAUAUUGUUGCUACUGCUUUCCCCCUAAAUAGAAAUCAUUGUUAUUGUUGUUUUUGAGAAACAGAAGCAUUACACUACAGUUUAAAACACAAUAUGUAGUUUGAUAUUCUCGUUCCAGGUUCUUCCUGAUGUAUCUCAUUAAUAAGGAUGAAACUGAGCACACUGGACAGGUAAGCAUUAUAUUCAUAGGAGCCAACUCCUAGCGACUGAGCUCCCCCCCCCCCAAAUAAAAUAUUUAAGGGGGCUGGGCCAUUCAAAUGGUGUGGGUGUGCACCAUCAUGUGAUUGAUUAUGCUGGGCGGGGCUUGCUCCCCUCCACCCAAUAUUUUAUUCAAGCUGGCACCCUUGAUUACACCAUUCAUUACUACCCCUAACAGUGAACUUGAGCUAUGUCUAUUACUAAAGCAGAAAAUCAGGCUGUCCUGAUAUCUAUGCGGUUGGAGGACUUCCUAGAUAUGCAGAAAAAUAUCUGCUUGUAAAUUUAAAAAGGAUGGACCAGUCACUGAACAAUAAUGAUAUUAAAUAAUAUCCUGGGAGGGAGAUUAGAAUUGGGGUUCUGUGGUAGGGACAUAGAAGCUAUUUCCCUGGGGCUUCCCCCGAGAUACUGCUUUUGACUUUCUUUGUCCUGAAAUUUUGGUAGGAGACAGCUGGGAAAGAAGGUUUGGCUGGCUGUGGGGGUGUGUGUCCAAACCUCAAGUUUCAAAUAUUGAAGGGUUUGGACUUGCUUAAAAUCAAACUUGUGGGAGUUCUCAUUUUCAGCUAACUCAAUGAUUUACAAUAAUUUUUCAUGUUUACAUGUUUAAAUAUGCACACAUGCUCUGUUAAUACAAAUCCUGUGAGCAAAACCCCUUGAUAUUGAUUUUGCCCUUACCUCAGAAAAGCUUUUAAAGACUGCUCUGUCAAAUGAGCAUUUGACACUUUUCAAACAUUUCAAAUUUCAACCCAUUGCAACCCAUACAUGAAAGUUACAGGACUUAUGCAGCAUUCAAGUGAAUGUGUGUGCUACAAAAUAAAUGACACUCAACAGGACUAGGCUGACAUACACCACUAAAUUAAACAGGAUUUAACAGAUGCUUAAUAUAACUAACAAAGAUGCGAAUUAAACUGAUGUUGACUUUGGUAUAUAUGUGGUUUCAGUGAGACAGACAUUCUCUGCUGUGAAUCUUUUGAAAAAAGAUCUUUCUCUCAUACUUUCAGGAGUCCUAUGUAUGGAAAAUGUACCAAGAAAGAUGCUGGGAUUUUUUCCCAGCUGGAGACUGCUUCCGUAAACAGUAUGAAGAUCAACUUGGAUAAAAUAUCAACCAAAAAACAACUAGCACUCAAACUUACAAGAUUUAGACAAAAAUCAAAGUCUUACCAUUUCAUGGUGUAAUAUAAGUAUUAUGUAUGUUUAAUCUUUCGAUACAACAAAACUAGUUUAAUUUUACAAAGAUCCAGCUGGGCUUUUUGCACCUGGCAGAACCAGGCCUUAUAUUGUCUGGAUUUCAGCUUUCUUACUGGAGAAGUACAAAGAAAUAUAAUUAAACUUUCAAAUUACAGUAUUCUAGUUCACAAGUUAUUAUUUGUUAUUAACCCAACUCCUUAGGUAAUAAAAAUAGUUUAGUUGAAAGGGCUACAGCAUUGUUUGUUACAUGCACAACAUCUGCAACCUAAGAACUUGAAUGUCAGAUGACAAGGCCUCAAUUACUGGCUCAUAUUAGGAUCCUAACAAUAUUUCAAGCAGCUUUAUUUCCGACUCCCCCAUGCCACUUCCUUGUGAGAAGAUCCAGAAAGAAAGUUUCGAAUCCUUCAGUGCUUAAAACUUUCAAAUAUUUUACUGUCUAUAAAAUCCUAAUUAAAGUGCCUUAAAUAUUUGCAGACAUAGCUAUGCAAAAGGUUUUUUUUAGGUGGCAUUUUAGAUUGACAUUUUUGUUAACUGGUUGUGUUGCUUCCCUGUCUUACUGUAUGAAAUACUUGAAGGUGAGUCAUAUAUUUGUUCCAAUAUCAGCGUAUUAGAUGCAGAUGGUAAAAAAUAUACUGUCUCACGAUCUUACAUAAUUAAAUUUUAGGUCAAAUAAAAAUGCUUUAUGGUCAAAUAAGUAGUUAAGUUGCUAUGUUUUUGCAUAUUUCCUUUGAAUAAAACGUGCCCACUGCAAUAAAGAAUUUACAAAACC
Messenger RNA from Podarcis lilfordi (Lilford's wall lizard), 80764 nucleotides. The record is from the annotation of a GenBank genome assembly. Lineage: Eukaryota; Metazoa; Chordata; Lepidosauria; Squamata; Lacertidae.